AUGGACGCCUCGCGAGGAUUUGUCCCGGCCCAACUGACAUACUGGUCCAAUAAUGUUCAGGGGCUUAACACACCUGAAAAGCGCGCGCACCUGGUAAGGCGCCUAUGGGCCGUGAGAGCCUCCGUGGCGUUCCUGCAGGAGACUCAUCUCCGAGGACUGGACGCCCCCAAACUAGAGAACAGACGCUACCCGCAGGGAUUCUACGCGAACCAUCCGGACGCUAAGAGGGCUGGUGUGGCAAUACUCUUUGCACAGACGACGCCGUUCCAACAUAUAGCAACGCAGGCGGACCCGAACGGCAGAUUCCUUUUCAUUAAGGGUACAAUCAUGGAACACACGUAUACCUUCGCAUGCCUCUACGGCCCGAAUAGAAAGCAGCAUACAUUCCUGGCCCGGACGCUAGCCAAACUGGAGAAAUUCAGAGACGGCCUCUUGGUCAUGGCAGGUGACCUCAACUUACCACUGGACCCCCGCACGGACAUCUCCAGAGGACAAACCGCGAUCCCGGCACACUGCAUACGAGCAGCACUACGAGCUAUACAUAAACACGGCCUGGUGGAUUGUUGGAGGGCAUGUAACCCUGAAGGUAGAGACUACACCCAUUAUUCGACAGUCCAUAAAAACUACAGUCGCAUAGACUAUAUAUUCCUGGCCCAGGAAUACCUCAACCUCCUCCACGACGCACGAAUAGGCAUAAUGGACCACACAGACCAUGCACCACUGACGAUCCGCACGAGCUCCCCACUAUAUAAACCCCGCGAAAGACACUGGAAACUGAAUGAAUCCCUACUGGACGAUGCAGAGUGUAAGAGGGUGACUGCCCAAACCUUAACUGAAUACUUUACUACCAACGAAGAUACGGAGACGCCACCGUUAACGAUAUGGGAAGCUCACAAAUGCGUCAUACGGGGACAUUUCAUCGCCAUAGGCACCAAACGCAAGAAGGAACGAACACGACGUAUCACAACACUGCUAGACCGGAUAGCUGACCUAGAAGGGGAACACAAAACGGACCUCGCAGACAGCACAUACCUCCGCCUGACGGAAGCACGAAGGGAGCUGAAAGCCAUACUAUCACAAGGACUCUUACACACCGCGAGGAAGGCCUCCAGGUAUUAUUAUGAACACUCGAACAAAAGUGGUAGGUUGCUAGCUAGGAUGCUACAAGACAGAAGGAAAGCGCAACACGUCCACAAGAUACGCAUGAGCAGUGGAGACACAACCUGCCUCCCGGACGGCAUACUGUCAGCGUUCCGGGAAUACUACGCGGCGUUAUAUAACCAACCACGACUCCACCACGACAGAGACAUAGGUAGCCAUCGAGAACGGAUAACCACAUACCUUCAGAACCACAUCACCCGCCAGCUUACCCCGGACCAGGAGGCGGAACUCGAAAUGCCCUUGACGAUUGAGGAACUAUCUGGCGCAUUGAAAUCAACUAAAGCACACAGGGCCCCGGGCCCAGACGGUCUACCAGUCUCGUACUUACGCUCCUUCAAAGACACCCUGCUGCCCAAACUUCUGAUAGGCAUCAACUCAAUCAGAGAUGGAGGCCAAUUCCACAGAGACACCCUGGGAGCAACCGUGGCAAUAAUACCCAAAGAGGGGAAAGACCCAACAAUCUGCGCCAGCUACAGGCCCAUCUCUCUGAUAAACGCGGACAUCAAACUCUUCGCUAAGGCUCUGGCACUCAGGAUGGCCCGAACGCUCCCGGAUCUGGUGCACCCGGACCAAGUGGGGUUUAUCCCCGGAAGAGAAGCCAGAGAUAACACUAUUCGAGCCCUCAACACCAUCCAUACCGCUAAAACGGGCAAAAAGGAAAUGGUCCUACUAUCCACUGACGCUGAAAAAGCGUUUGACAGGGUGGACUGGGUCUAUAUGUCGGAAACCCUACGACAUUUGGGAUACGGUCCACACCUGCGGACCUGGAUAACGGCUUUAUACACCUCGCCCACAGCCCGCAUAAGAAUAAACGGAGCACUGACUGACUCGUUUGAUAUACAUAACGGCACGAGACAGGGUUGCCCCCUGUCCCCACUCCUGUUUGCCCUCACCCUGGAGCCCUUCUUGGAGGCGGUCAGACAGGACAGGGGUAUCACGGGGUGCAGCAUAGGAGGAAGAGAACACCGGGUAGCGGCUUACGCUGACGACAUGCUCUUCUUCCUGGAGCAACCCAGAACCUCCCUCCCACAUGUCCUGGAGGCGUUUCGACAAUACAAGGAGGUAUCCGGCUUGACGCUUAAUCUAGAUAAGUCAGAGAUAUUGCUGCUCGCACAGGACAACAUCCUCCAACGACACAUCCAAGCACAAUUCCCCUUCAAGAUCUCCACAGCCAAGCUACACUACCUUGGGGUGUGGCUCCCGAGAGAUUUGACACUUAUCUACCGACUGAACUUUGCGCCCCUGCUCACCACCCUUCAGCAAGACAUGAAACGCUGGACACCUCUAUACAUCUCGUGGUUUGGGCGCAUCAGUGCCGUGAAGAUGAACAUUAUGCCCAGAUUAUUAUACAUGUUCCAGACACUACCAACGUACCUCCCGAGGGCAUUUUUUCAGACCCUGACGACCGCAGUCAGGAACUUCGUCUGGAACCAAAAACCAGCGCGUAUCCGAAGAGCGAUUCUUGAACGCCCUAGAGGAGAAGGAGGUAUGGGAUUGCCGUCCAUCCUCACGUAUUACCACUCUACCCAUCUGCACAGACUGGUUGAUUGGCAUGCAAACCCCAGUACAAAGCAAUGGGUAGACCUGGAGAAACACCAAGCCCAGGGACGAAUCCCCGCUAUGCUAUGGCUGGGAGACGCACUACCCAAGGAACUACUUACCGGGAACCCAAUGAUCGACGCCACGCUGAAGGUGUGGUGUAGGAUACGCUACUCCAAAAACCUCACGUCAUCGCCCAACCCACUCACACCAAUAACACACAAUCCGAGGCUAGCGGGAGGGCUAAGCACGGCAGACCUGAAAAAUCUCGGAGCAACGGACUGGGUAUACGCUAGCCAAUGGAAUUCCGGGACGACGCUCAAACCCCUGGCAACGCUGAUGCAGGACCGUAGGCCCAGCGGCCUAGACACAUUCCGAUAUCACCAAGUGAAAACAUACCUCGACGGCAUUGCGGGUAAAGGCCACCUACACCGCCCAUUGCUGAUGAUGGAACAUCUAUGCACGGCCAGACAACAUCUCUCACAUGGAGUUUCACACCUCUAUACCGCGCUGCUAAGCGACGGUGAUAAAAGCCCCCUAGGCUUCACAUCGCGAUGGGAAAGAGAGACCGGGAUGGAACUUACGGAAAAGGAAUGGCUUAAAAUCUUUCAACUAACACACAGGGGGACCAUCAGCUCCAAGUUCCAAGAAUGCAACUACAAAAUUCUAACAGGAUGGUACCGGACGCCAGAUAUCCUGCAGCACGUACAUGAGUCAAUUUCAAACGAAUGCUGGAGAUGCGGCACAGGAAUAGGAACCAGCAUUCACAUCUGGUGGACAUGCCCACGUAUCGAACCGUUCUGGAGGAUGAUACAUCAGACGACCAAAGACAUCACGGGCUCAGACGUCCCAUUCCAACCCAUGCCACUACUUCUCAACCACACGCGCACGCCGGUGAAGAUCUACAAGAAAGGAAUCCUCAUACACCUACUCACGGCAGCGAAGUCGCUCAUCCCACUCCAUUGGAAAAGCUCGACGAUUCCAACCCUGCAACAAUGGGUAGAUAGGGUGGAGAUGAUAUAUAACAUGGAGAUGAUGACAGCCUCCCUGCAGGGACGCCAGGAAAAAUGCGCUUUGGCGUGGUACCCAUGGAUGGACUACACAUCAAAACGGGCAGGAGGACGUGACCCGGUGGAGAGGGACGGCGCCCCCGCACCAAUACAACCCACCCAACAGAGCUCUGCACAGACACAGGCAGUACCAGACGAGUAGAUUGCACCCUCAGCACGACGGAGACACACUUCCUACGCGACCCCCCCCCCCACCCCUCCUACCACAUGACACAUUGACACACAAAAGACCCGGAGGGACACAACCCCCGGGGGCACGCAGACUGACUUAAGGCUCCGCACAAAGUGGAAUCUAUGAGUGAGCAGAGACAGGGACAGAGGACCAUGGGUCACGGGAGGGGAGGAGUGACCCACUAGAGCGACAUAUAGACCAAUACACUAGGGGACGGAGGGAAGAGAGAGACCGGGACGUAAGGAACAUGGACUCACCCCCACCCCAGACACAAGAAGCCACGACCGGAGCCAGUAGCACCCGGCCCUGACCACGCCAACUAACAACUGGGGCAGCCGCAGGUGGCAUAUAUAACCCCACACACACACCGAACCCAGCGAGACCCAAGAUAAGAGAUAACAACCUAGAAUUAGGUAUCCAGAAGAGUCACGGGGACCAGGCUACAGGCCCCAGGGAUGAUAUGAUCACACCCACCGCACGAGCGACUCAAACCAGGGGCCUGAGGUGACGACACGGCAUCUGACACAGACCCCACACACCGCACAACGACAGAACAAGACAUCACAGGAUAACCCUACAUAUACUAGCUGCGCCCACGGACAACCUAGGCCAACUACCCCCAGGGAAAACCUAAAACAGAUCGACUCAGGGAAACUAGGGGGUAACUACACGGUCACAGGGGCAGAAUAAUUGGCCCCCUCAUGAUUUAAGGCUGAGCCCAUCCACACCAGGCUCAUUACGACCUAAACCAACACACAAAUCAAACACGAACCAGACUGGACCCCCAUACAAAGCCCCAGACGGUACCCCUCCAAAGAAGGACACACGUAGACAGACAUAACACGGAUUGGGACAAAGCUCUAUAUCCAUCAACCUGGCACUAGAAACACGAACAAAUCACCACGUACGAGGCUGGGGACAAAGACGAACUGCACCACACAUAGACGGAGACUACCACACCUUUUAAGUACCAUAGGUCACACUAGACCCAAUAAGUAAGUGAGGGGAAACCUUGCACUGAGCCAACCUCUCUAUUAGGGUCCUACCUACAAAUGAGGAAGCUCAGAUACCAAUGCAGGGUUGUACAACUCCCCCUCUGACCCACGAGCACAAUACAGAGCGGCUGAAACAACCCACCCGAAAACUUGCACGAAUCUUGUGGAGCAACCACAAACUCCAUUCGCACCCGACCACAGAGGGGACUAACCCCAUACAGGGCUAACGACAGAACACAACACAAAAGAACGCUCACUGUAAUAAUGAAGCCAAACACCCAAAUUCAAUUUAUUAUCCAGUAGAUGAAACUAUCUUGAUGCUGUAAUACACAUAACUGACCAGUUUAUAUGUUACCACAUGUUAAUUUAUAUUGGAUAUACAUGCUGUGAUUGAAUAUUGAAAAACUUAAAUAAAGAAUGUCAAAAAAAAAAAAUAUAGUGUAAUGCUUUUAUAGGGGUGGCAGGCGAUAUUUUGCCCGACCAGCCUAAUGUGCGGCAGUAUUUGUCCCAUAUGGACAGAGUUAGAGCUGUGGUUGGGAGCAGUUCGUUUGUUGCUGGCCUGCUGUGUCGAGGGAGCCAUGCCAGUAUAGUAAUGGGUAUAUGGGUAUAUUGUUAGCGUGUUGUGUCUCCAGUUCCAUCCAUUGUGUUGGGUUGUCCCGGUGGCACGCUGCUAAUAAGGGACCUGUAACCGCUGGUGGUUCCCUUAUUUACCACUAUAGUGUCUUAAAGCAUAGAACUUAGUAGGGCUAACCAUACAGAUAUCUUAGCCAUAAUUUUAUAUAGUUAGUAAGAGAUCCUCUAUUUACCAUAUAUAAAUAAUUGAGAAUACAAUAUAAAAUAAGGAUUGUCUUGGAAGCAAGAUUGUCUUUUGGAUAUUUAUUAUAUAAAAAUAUAAAUAUAAAAUCCAUUAUAGCAGAGUUUAUAAGAUUAAAUUACACGCUUGCAAAUAUCAUUAAUAGGUUAACAUACCCUUCUGAACAUGUCAUCAUGUCAGCCUCUCUGUCAUUUUAAGAUGGAGCAGCGUCUGUCUCCAAGUCUCUCCUCUGUUUCUUAACAUUUAAAAGUACACCUAUUUAUACCUUAGGUGUCAUCAUUUUAGGUUACUGUAGUUCAAAUAUGAAAAAGUAACACUUCUUUUACUUUAUUCAAUUUAGGACCUUCCUUAAUUUGGCAAACAUACAAGGCCAUAACUAAAGGGUGUAUACGUCAUGGAAAUUUUCCUGACUUAGUUCAAGAUGGCAUCUUAAAGUCUGAAUAGGUUAUCUGUUGUUUAUACUAAGUCGUAAGUGCGCAGUCGCGGGAGAUUCCCGGAUUUGGGGAAGUUCCAUUAACUUGGGGUUACCACAGUAUAUUGUGUACUGCAAGAGUCGUAGCAUAGCCUUGAAGCUUGUUUAUGCAUUAUUGCUAUUGUAAUUAGUCUGGGACAAAAUGGCGCAAACAUAUUAUGCACUGAGGUUAUUGCUUAAAGAAACAGUUAUGAAAAACAAUAUGUUCCAUUUCUAACACCUUGUCAGUUUGCAAUAUCUCUUAAAGACAAAGUACACAGUUUAAGAAAUACAACAUUUCAUUCUAAAACUUGUAAUAUUUGUAUUUGCCCGUAACAGACCUAAUAUGGCUGCUCUGUAAUAGCUGUCUAGGUUGGGUACUCCCAUACCCCCUUUCUUGCAUGGAAUGUAUAGUGUGCUCUUCGCCACUCGCGCUUUAUGUUUGUCCCAGAUAAAGUUAAGCAGUGUUUGUUGUGCGUCUUGUAGGAAUUUGGGUGGUAUUUUUAUGGGUAAUGUUCUGAAUAGGUAUUGCAGUUUUGGUAUGACUAUCAUUUUGACUGCGGCUAUUCUUCCUGACCAGGAUAUAAAUUUACCUUUCCAUCCUAGCAGUAAGUUUUUUAUUUCGGACAGUGUUUUUUGGUAGUUUGUUUUGUAGAGAUUUGCUGAGGUUGGGGUGAUAUUGAUUCCUAAGAAUUUGAGGUGGUCAUUGCGCCAAUCGUAUUUGAAAGAGGCGCUCAGCCUGCUCAUAUCCUCAGCUGGGAUAUUUAUGCCCAUUGCCUGAGUUUUAUUAACAUUGAGUUUAUAGUGAGAGCAUUUGCUAUAUUGGGAGAGCGUAUUAUGAAAGUUAGGUAGGGAUAUAUGUGGCUGUUCUAGUGUUAGGAGAACGUCAUCUGCGAAUAGUGUGAGUUUAUGUUCCUUGCCUUGUCUUGUGAUGCCAUGUAUGUCCGGAUUGUCCCUAAUGAGUUGUGUGAGUGGUUCUAGAGAUAAAAUGUAAAGGAGAGGUGAUAGUGGGCAGCCCUGUCUCGACCUGUUGGUUAUUUCGAAUGGUUUUGAGCUGAAUCCCCCGUUUGUGAUUUCGCUGUCGGCUUGGAGUACAGCGCUCCCACCAGUCUUAAGAAGGCGUCCAGGAAUCCAUAUUUGAUCAGGACUGCCCGGAGGAAGGGCCAGUGCAGUCUGUCAAAGGCUUUCUCAGCGUCAAGUGAUAAAAUGACGCACUGGGCCCUUCCCCCCUGCCCCCCUUGCAACAGGUCUAAAACCUUUCGGGUCCCAUCCGCCCCCUGCCUGCCACUGACGAAUCCCACCUGGUCCUCAUGUAUUAGGGUUGGAAUAAUGUUCGUUAGUCUGUUGGAGAAAAUUUUUGCUAACAGUUUGAUGUCCGUGUUAAGGAGGGAAAUUGGUCUAAGGUUUUGGCAUUUCGUAGGGGGUUUGCCUGGUUUCGGCAAGGUGGCUACGUGUGCCAUGAGCAUGUCCUGGGGAAUUUGGCCCGUUGUGAGGAUAUAGUUAAAGGCUUUUUCUAGAUGUGGGGUGAGGAUUGUGGUUAACGUUUUAUAGUAGGAGUUUGUGAAUCCGUCGGGUCCUGGUGAUUUGCCAUGGGGGAGUGAGUGUAUGGCUUGUUGUAUUUCCUCCUGUGUUACUGGGUCUUGCAAUAUAGUUUUCUGUUGCUCUGUCAGUGUUGGCAGUGAGGACAGUUGGAGGAAGCUUUGGAUUUCCUGGUGUGUGGGUUGCUAGUUUGCUGGCUAGCAUGUAUGGGUGGUUUAGGAUAUGCCUGUGCAGCAUUUUAAUCCAUGUUUGUCAGGUUCUGAGUAUAACUUGAGCUUUGCCUAAGUGGCUAUCUUGUUGAUACGAUAUUUUAUUUUCAGCUUCUUCUAUUUAGCGUGGUUUGUCGUGCCUGUUAUGGUGAUCAGUUCUACAUAAUGCCUUUUUGCAGUGCUUAUGGCAUAGGCUGUGGGUGCACUUCCCUUAAAUCCCGUAGUAUAUUGGGGGGGAUGAUUGCAGUACUCUCGGCCUGCUAGAUCAUGCAGUAUGUGCUUGUGUGAUGUGGUUUACAGAUAACGUCUCAUACACAGGAGCUGUCGCCCCGCAUAGUGAUCUGACGUUCUUCGCAUCCUUAGGUUACAGUCAUCAUAAAUGCACAACAUCAGUUAUUACAGUUGACAAUAUACAUCAUGAUUACCCCUAGCCCUCUGGGGUCCCCUCUUUCUACUUGUGCGCAUAUGAUACGGGCCCUCUCCCGGAGUUCUCCUUGAGUAUCAUAUGUGAGGGGGGCCCCCCCUGCCAGCAUCUAUCAUAGUGUACGUGUUGUUAUUUAGCUAUCUAAACAUAUUAUAUGCUAAUCAAAGCAGUUAACCUCAUUUGAACUGAAACAAGAACUAUGAACAUGACAUUAGUAUAUGUGAAUAUCUCACGUGUCCCUGGUUUUGGCUUUGUCAGCCGAGUUCACCGAAAACGUCACGGGGAUUUUGCUUGUGCUUGGACUUGGCGCCAUUCUGGUAUCAGUCGCUUAGUUGGGCUCAUCUGGGUUUCAUGGGGGGGAUCUGUAGCGAGCCCCCAUUCUCUCAGGGCCCGGGUGCCUUUGUCUGGUGUGUAGAUAAUUUUGAGCUCCCCGUUUUUCGUGAUUAAUAGCUUGGUGGGGUAUCCCCAGCGGUAUCUAAUUCCAGCGCGGCGCACAUGAAAGUAAUGUGCUCUCAGUAGGACAUCCCGGGGGAUGGAAUCAGGUAGGUUGCGUAGUUUGGUCACUCUGUGUACCCGGUCCACUAGGAGCAUUUCUGUCGGGAGCGUAUGCCCGCAGAAGGCCCUAGACAUCAUUCGGCAAGAUGUUCUCUGGGACUCCUCUCAAUCUGAGGUUAUUCCUCCGUGAGCGAUCUUCGGCAUCCGCCAUGCGUGCUUCCAUUGUUGCUAUUUUAUGUUCCAGUGCCAUCACAUGGUCAGCCAUGUCGUUAUGUGCUGUGGCAUAUUCGCUCAGUUUGUUUUCCACGUGUUUGGUUCUGCUGCCAAUGUCCUGGACCUCCUUGCGGAGUUGUCCUAUGGAGGAUUGCCAUGUUUUAAUGAGUUUGUCAGCCAUGUUGUUCAUUGCCUCAUCUAAGUGUGAUUUGGUAAGGUUUUCCUGGCUUUCAUGUGAUGGGCCUGUGAUUGUGAUGUUUCCCGCUAUUUGGUCGUCGGCGCCAUGUUGAUUUGGGCCGCGGUCAACUUCAAAGCUGCUCGCGGUUUUGUGGGUAAAAAAAUUCAGUUUUUCAUUUUUCUGUGCGUUCUUCUUCCCUUUGGGAUUUGACAUCAUGCGUUUUGAUAUGUUUUUUAGUACUGGGAGGCGAUGUUCUGAGAGCCCGGGUGCCUGAGCAAUUUCCUAAGCAGCCAGGUUGCUCAGCAGUUGGCCACGCCCCCCUAGUUUUUUAUUUUUAUUUGGCUGUACUUGUUUGUUUUUUUUCAUAUUUCAAAAUCAGAUCUUCAAUAUCAUCAACAGGAGAGAAUAAACCAGCUAUGACAGACUUAUCUUCAUUUCUGUGAGUAGAACAUCCUCAUGAGCAUUUAUAGAUCAUAUUUGCAAGACCCUUGGUCCCCACAAAUAAAUACACUGUUAUAAGGCCCUUCAAAAUGAUAUAUAUUUUAUAUGUAAUACUUAUAAUAUGGUUUAAUUGGUGUAGAGCUCAUACAAAACUCAUAUUACUGUGAAUGUAUUUGCAAAGCGAUCAAUAAUACACACUGCAUAUUACUAUGAGUUUUAUUGAUGUGGGGCUUUGUAGUAUGCUCAUACUGUGGUACGCUGUACAUUGCUGUGAGUUUUAAUGGUGCAAAGCUCUCGGAUAUAAAUAUAACAUUCUAUCUUGCUUAAGAUAAGGACACUAAGUCAUGGAAGAGGGGCAUUCACAAUAUAUUUAACGUUUCUUAUAUAGAACCAGAUUCUAGUUCUUGUUGCCCCAUAUGGAAUUGGCCAUAAACAUCACAAUGCAUUCAGUACUUAGUAAUAAUUGUAAACCAGGCUAUAUAAUUAUGAAGCCUGUGUUACUAUACAUUCUUUUGCUCAAUGAUGACUUCACCACUGAACAGCAGUAGUUAAUUUAUUUGUUUGGUUUAACUUCCUGAAUAACCGGUUUUCCCUGCAAACGCAAGAACUGCAGAGAAGAGGAAGUACUAUCUCUGCUUGUGAAUGUGCUAGAGCAAAUCAUUACAUCUGAUGUGUCUGUUUGCCCUGGUUUUGCAUGAAUCCCGUUCCCUGCUGGUGUUACUAGCUGUCCUCAUUCACAAGAGAUGACCAAAGGACACAAGUUCUGUUACUGAAAUGGAAAAAAGUUAUCACCAGAAUACAAAACUGUGAGGAAACAUUCAAUAAGGUACAGUGUGAAUGCAUGUUUCUUCUGAUAAGUGUGUCUUCACAAUAACCUUGUAUCAUAUUAUUUAAAAUUAGUGAAGGAUAAGAGCAGGUUUCGCUCAGGUGAAUUGAUUCAAAGACCAAAUCUCAUUACCAUAAUUACAUUGAAUUAGUGUACUUCCUAUCAUUUUAAUAAAACUCCAGAGACAUUUAUUUUGCAAGACGAUAAUCUCUCAGUGACUCUCGGUAAAGUAUAGUAGAUUAUUUUAUUUGUAGACAGAGGGGUUAUGGAAGACUGCAUGUGAUUAGGACCAAGAAUGAGGCCUAUGCAGGGGACCUGAGAUUUUAUUAGUGCCUACAGGCAGUACAGAGAGCCGUGAUGCAUAAGAAAAGAAUUAGGUGUGACUCAAGGUUAAUGAGGGUGCCAGGAGGAUGAGAACACAUCUGCAAGCAGGUGAAACAAAGUAAUAAUAAGGCAAGCAAAGGUCCAUGGGUACUAAAAGUCAGAAUUGUCCAAACAGAGUCAGUUCACAACUAAUGGAUGGUAUAUUAGAUAGUAAAUGCACUCUUGGGUAUCAAAAACCAUGACAGGACACAGGUAAAUUAGAACGGCAGAUAUUUAUGUAUAAAAAGAAAACUAUCGGGGGGCGGAGCCUGGAUGCAGAGCUGAUCAGACACGCAUCGGCUGAGCUCCACAGACUGGGAUUGAUAAACGACGGAUUACCGGGGCCACUCGCCAAACCGACCAGCCACCGACGACUUCCCAGAUAAGGGAACGACGGUGCAUCCUGGGAUACCAAAAUCCAACCGUUUUGGCACUGAAACGCUGCCGUUAAGGCUUGCGGCCUACACAAGCGUGGGCAGAGGAGAGGCGGCCGCUCUCUGAGCCCUAUUCCCGGCGGAGUGCACAUAGCACCAGGAUGUCCCCCCCCUCUGGACCGGUGGGGGUCAUCCCGGUCCCCCUCCUGACAUACCCAGCACCAACAAGCCGGCUACGAGAAGCCAUCAAGCGACAAGAUUAAGCAGCAACCGUCAAACUUAAAAUGGCGGACACUCCUGACACACAAGCUCCUGACACAGAACAAGUUGCGAUUUCACUCCAGAGCACUUUUGAGCGCUUGCUCCACAACGUCGACAGGCUCUUUACAAACUUCUGGGCAAAGUUAGAGGCCCGCGCCAUGGAGACACCGCGUCAGAACCAAGAGCACAGCAGAGAGAAGCGGGAGGUGAGCGGGCCCCCUCAAGGCGAACUUCCACAUCAAACGCCUGUCACAGCGCAAACGGACCAGACAAGGCCCAAAGCCACCAGGGGCAUACUACCCCGAUAUAUGCAGCGGAGGCUGAGAAUCCACCGCCGCUGGCGGCAACGCUACAGCAGGAGCACCAGCCGUCCCUUCCAUCAAAGAGACUUGGCCUGGAGACAGAGGACCCGAACCUCUAACCCUCACCUGACAGCCGCCCAAGACUGCACUUGCAGAGCCUUCAAUGAACAGAGCAGAGGUAAUAGCACAGGGGCCCUGAUGAUGGAGUGUGGCCGGCGGAGGGGCCGACACGGCACCACAGUCCGAGCUCUGGGAACUGCAAGACCACGGCGCCCGCAGCGGGCAACCCAGCAGAAACCUCAAAGCCUGGGCCCUGAGGUGACAAGACAAGACACAGGGAUUAACAACGAAAAAGACUCACCCCCAAAGCCUCCAAGCAGCAUGGGUUGACGGCCAUUAAAGGACGCUAUGAUAUCUGGUACCAGAGCCCUAUAGCAAAACUACCAUAGUCAUAACCAUAACAAUCCUGAUCUAGCAUGUAAAUAAUUAACCUUAUCUCUGUGUACCUACAAUACAACCCAUUUAUGCUGUAGCUUCUUAACUGUUAGGCAAUAGCUUCUUAAGCGCAGCCUGUAUACUCAGUACAGUAUAAAACUUUAAGCAACAUGUUUAUUAAUCUUAACAAGUUUUUUAAUCCUAUUAUUACUGCUACUUGUUGAAACACAGCAUUGUAAGCUUUACAGUACUUGCAGGAUGGUGAUCCUAGCCAUAUGAUGGUACUAACUACAGAACUUCCCCUGCAUAAAGCAUAUAUGAGCUUAGCCUGUAACGCAUACUUCACUUAAUCAUAAAAAUGCGCAUUAAUCCUACAUCUAAGUGACCUCUAUGUCUUGGAUUACUGUCAUGGCAACAUAACUACAAUCUGAUGUGCAAAAAGUUGAGUUAAACGAAAUCUUAAUCUAACAUGUUAUACCAUUCAGCAACACCUAUUAGCUUGUUAUCAUUACGUAAUAUCAAAAAAAAAGUGCAUUGUCUACCUAACCCCCACUGUAACUAAUGUCUUGAAAUCAGCAUAUGGAAUGCCGUUGGGGUACCAUAUGUAUACCUGUAACCACUAUACGCUCUGCAAAAAUAAAGAAUUAUAAAAAAAAAAAAAAGAAAACUAUCGGUCAACAUCAUUCUGGUGAUGCCAAAACGUGUGUGUUGACAUCACUGGAAUGAUGGAAUAGGGAUCAACUUCCAAAAUGACACACAUAAAUGACACUGUCAAAGGGCAUAAGAGAGCAGCGUGCUACGUCAAUAUUGAUGCGAAAAUGAAGCACUGCGUCAAUACAAGGAGAAGCAACAGUCUGAAGAUUUACACCAAAAUGGAGCAUGGCAUCAGCAGAGGAUCCUGCAUCCACAGGUAUCUUGGCAGAAGGUAAACCCAGUGGCGGCCUAUGAUCCACUCUAUGGCCAGCAUUGGUCACCUUACAUGUAGCAUUUCCCAGACUUUGCACAAUUGCUCUUCAGAAAUGUGUGACUUUCCCACAGGAUAACGAACAACUCUACAUUAUCACUAAGGCUGGAAGACUGCACAAUAGAUUUUAUGAACUAGAAAAAGGUGCUCUGUGCAAUUAGGCGCUUAACAAUAAUAUAUAGAUAGAACAGCAGCUCAAACACGCAUGCAGGUAUCCCAAUCCUACACAAACACAAUGUGAAAGAAAAAAGUGAACUUAGUGGAUCGUACUACCACCAAAAGAUCACUCAGUGGAGCGCUAAAUAUCAAAUUCUUACCCCUAUUGGAAUAACGUAUAUAUCACUUUAAGGGGCAGACAGCAUAAUAAAAUCUACAGCAAGAAAAUACACAUCAUGGUGCAGUAUGCUUGUAAGGUGUGAAUGGAGUGGAAGAAGAUGUAUGUCCAACUCACAUGGUAAAGAGCCUGGAGAUUGGCUCAAAUCACAACAGCUGAGGUAUGUUUGGUAAUACCAGACCUUCUCCAGAUAUACAGCUCACAACAUAUGUGGAUAAAAAAGGACAAAAAUCCUAGUGCAAGUAUGUUUAAAAUAAACAAGUGGUCACAUAUAACAGUGCAUGAAUGUGCUCACCUGGAAUAGAGCCAAUUGUACUAGGCUCUAUGUAUAAGCGUGUGGUGCCUUUAAGGGAGGCACUACCCUUCUUUAGAAAAUGCAGGAAGCAGUUGAAGAUCCACUACCAGAUGUAUAAGGUAAAAGUAACAAUUUAUUAAAAAACAAAAAACAAUUAAGCAAAGUAAAACUGUAUAUACAGAUACCAAAAAGUAAAAGUCUCUGGGGUGGUCUUCCUUGGAGUUCCGAGACGCGUUUUCGCCGUGGGGCUUUCUCAAUCGGAUGACAUCCGAUUGAGAAAGCCCCACGGCGAAAACGCGUCUCGGAACUCCAAGGAAGACCACCCCAGAGACUUUUACUUUUUGGUAUCUGUAUAUACAGUUUUACUUUGCUUAAUUGUUUGUUUGUUUUUUAAUAAAUUGUUACUUUUACCUUAUACAUCUGGUAGUGGAUCUUCAACUGCUUCCUGCAUUUUCUAAAGAAGGGUAGUGCCUCCCUUAAAGGCACCACACGCUUAUACAUAGAGCCUAGUACAAUUGGCUCUAUUUCAGGUGAGCACAUUCAUGCACUGUUAUAUGUGACCACUUGUUUAUUUUAAACAUACUUGCACUAGGAUUUUUGUCCUUUUUUAUCCACAUAUGUUGUGAGCUGUAUAUCUGGAGAAGGUCUGGUAUUACCAAACAUACCUCAGCUGUUGUGAUUUGAGCCAAUCUCCAGGCUCUUUACCAUGUGAGUUGGACAUACAUCUUCUUCCACUCCAUUCACACCUUACAAGCAUACUGCACCAUGAUGUGUAUUUUCUUGCUGUAGAUUUUAUUAUGCUGUCUGCCCCUUAAAGUGAUAUAUACGUUAUUCCAAUAGGGGUAAGAAUUUGAUAUUUAGCGCUCCACUGAGUGAUCUUUUGGUGGUAGUACGAUCCACUAAGUUCACUUUUUUCUUUCAGAUUUUAUGAACUAGUUUGGACCUCACUGGUAUCCUGAAAAUCUGUAUCUCUAUCUUCUUAUCCAUGCUACAGCAGAGGUUCUGGGAUUAAGGCAUUGGAAAAGGCCCAGUCAAAUUGCUUGAAACCAAACAGUACUUUGGUGACAGAGCCCAAAGAUUCUUUGCACAAUAACAAACAAAAUAAGCUGUACUGAUUAUGGUGCUUAGAGUGUCUGUUUAAAUUAAAAUAGCUGGUAAUAAGUUAAGACACAUUUAAAAAUAUGCUGUAAGUCAAAUGUAGAAUGUAGUCUUCACGUGACACCUUUAUGGUUUUAUUGUACAGCAUUGCUACUAUACCAGUCAUUAUAAUAGAUGUUCUUCUCAUCCUUUGGAGCAGAGUUUGGGUGACAUCUUGCGUAUUGCAGCAUGGAAGGUGCUCAAUGUAUCAGUUCCUCCACACAGAUCCUGGACAUCCCUCCGAUUGUGAUGGAAGAGUUCUGCCGUUGUAUGGACUGCUUAAAUGAAUGGGAAUGGAUGCGUUUUGGUAAAAUGUCUUUUGUUAACAAACCAAGCAACCUAAACGUGCUUGACUACAAUUUAACUUUUAUAGCAGCUUUAUAUUAUUUUCUUUUUUUUCUUUAUAUUAUCUAUUAAUAUUUUUGUGGGGAGUGAGAACAUAUUCAGUUUUGAUGGAGACGGUCUGCUGUGAAGGUUUAUGGAGGAAUCAAUAAUUUGCCUCAGCAAUAAGCACAAAGGGCAUAUUAUGGUAUGGACACAGCCCAAUGUACUCGGUAAAUGAUACUGAGGACCACUGAGGAAGAAGUGGUGAAACGGAGACUUGUGACCCAGGUUAAGAACUGAAGGUUCUUUUUACACAAGUGAGUCCGUAUAUCUCGUAAUGUUAAACUAUUGGGAGAAUGCUUCCAUUUCUCAGUCCAUAUUAAUAUCUAUCUUGACAUGCCAAUUCCUGAUUAUAUAUGUCAGGAAGCAUUAAAGCCAUCUUCACUAUCAGUCCUCUGUAUCACUGUUUCUUCAUGGUCCAGCAUUCAGGCUGACACAACGUAUUGAGAUAUGACAUCAUGUUAUAGAGCUCAGCAUAUGUAAAAGGGAAGGGAAGGCCACACAGAUCUGCAGAUCUGUAUUGGCAGUGACAGCACCGAUCUCUUUUUCCAUUCCAUGUCCAUUCCUCUUCCUGAUUACAUCUCACGCAGGCAUACCUGCAGGCCGGACGUGCCACUAGGCUGAGUAGGUAACUGCCUAUAGGCACCUGUCUACUCUUGUUACCUCUCCUAGCUACACAUGUGUAUUUUCAAUUUGAAAUAUAUUUUGAGAUACUUUUUAAUUUUGCCAUGUGGUUAAUGUAGCAUUUUUUAUAGGAGGAGAGAGAGUGAGAGGUGGAAUGCCUGACUUGGGGGGAGAUAGGAACACUUGAAAAUGUUGUACCUAGAGGCACGUGAGAUGCAUCUGCUGAGUUAUUUGUUCCUAUGCUAAAAGCUGAAUUAUUUUUGUUUCCACAAGCAUCACACAUUAUCAGCGACACAUUGGCCUUGCGGAGGUUUCACUUAUUGCAAAGGACAGGGAUCAGCAUCACCAGAGAACUUUUGUGGUCUUGGGGACAAAGGAUGACAACUAUUCAGGACCUGGUAGACAUUCUUAGAGAUUUAGAGUUGUAUAGAGCCAUGGACAUUCUGUUGCAGGGUAAGCUGAACACUGUAAUUGUACAUUGUAACCCUUGUUUGUUUGUCGCAGAGCUCUGGAUUGGCAGAGGAUUGAAUAAGCAAUGAGCAAGCAAUAUUUUAAUGCAAAGCUUGAAGCCCUUAGUCAUUUUCCUUCUGUCCUUGACCAAGGAUUUAUAAAUAUGAAGAGCAUUUUUACUUGAUAGUAAAAAUAAUAAUUCAAUAUAAGAUUUAAAUAUAAAAUACCAACCAUAACAAACUAAAUUAUGUUUUUACCUAUUUAUUUGUUUAUGUUUUGGGGUGCCCAACCGUCCGUGCGUGUGAAAUAGCCUAUAUAUAAUAUAGAUGUGCAUAUUUCAGUUUGCAAUAUUUCCACUAUUCACAUAUAUACUUUGUAGUUGUCCCUAAUCAUGUCAUGGUAUGAAUAGGGAAGGGGUUUGAGUUGGUGUAUAAGUAACAUUCGGGUAAAGGAAAACCCACUGUCUCAAGUGUGGUUUGUAGCCCCUUUUCCAGGUACGCAGGAUUUACUAAAAUAGUCACUGAACCAGCCCCUCGGUGGGAGAAAGGAGAAAAAAAUAUAUCAGAAACAGUAAAUAACAGUUAGAGAACAUAAUCCAUGCCAAUAAUAGUUAUGUAGUCUGUGUCCACACCAUUCCCCCACACAUUCCUCCUAUUGAAUACAGACAUUGGUAUGGUGAUCUGUCCAUAGGUCUGUUAGUUGGGACUACUGUUUUCUAACUAUCCCCUGGCCGGGCUGUGCCCUAGGUAGGUUAGUUAACUGCGGUAUGGUUAAACCUUAUAUUCGGUUGACUUUUAUAUUAUCCAGGGCUGCCAGAUAAACAUUAUUUAGUGGUUUAUUUAGUUGAUCGUCCUAGGGUGGGCAAUAUUUCAAUUUUAUUUUCUCAACAUUUUUUAGGAAACACUCCAAGCACUAUAGCCAUUCCAGUUUGCUGUAGUGCUUAUGGUGCAAGGAGUGCUCUGGUGCCCGUCCCCCCAUUGUAACUAGUAAAUCUAUCUGACAACUUCCUGGGGUCCAGAGACCACAGGUGACUUCUGCCAUUGAGAGCUGGAAGCUUCUGCUAGGAAAUUCUGUUAAUUUUCCUGAGCUAAGGCCCUAUAGUACAGGCUAGCUCAUUGGCUGAGAGGGUUAGCUGAUCACUCGCAGUCAAUAAUCAAAGCUUUGCACUUCCAGACUUAGCUCAAUGCAGAGAACCUAUGACAUAUGUCAUGUAGGAGGUGACCAGCACCAAUAUAAGUAGUCAAACCGUCAGCAAAUGGUUUGACUAUUUACAUUGGAGGGACACCAGGGCACUUCUGGCUCCAUAAACACUACAGAGCACUUUAGUGGUUAUGGUGCUGGGAGUGUUCUAAUAAGUGUUGUACAUUUUCCUAUGAUUAAAUGAGGUACAUAAAAACUACCGAAGUCUCCAUAGAGCUUAAGAUGUCUUCUACCACUUGUCCACAAAUAAUAAAAAAAAAACAUUAAUUGAUGCAGUUACCCAAUAAUGCUGGCUUUCUCUGUGUACAUGCCUUAAGGCAUUAGUUAUUAUGUGACACCUAUGUGACAUUUUCCUAAACUACAGUCUCCAUUCUUAGCAAAGGCAUCUCCAGCUGUCGACAAAAAAGAAGGAAUCUUAUCUGCAUGUGAGAAGAACAGUAAGUCAAGUGAAUCGAAAACUCAAGUCUCAUCCAGUUCAGGUAAUGAAUAUAUUAGUUACUGGUAUUAGAGUACACGCUCAUGUAAUCAGUAAGAACAGUCCUGGCCAUCUUCAUUGCUGUUCCAACAUGUGAAGAGGCUUGGACCAAUACAGCACAAGCACUGCAUAUGCAUACUCUCUGUUUUCCCCAUAGAAUUGUAUGAGAGAAUUCUGAUUGGCUGAAUUCUUUGUCACAGCAAGGACCUUGUAUAGCAUGACAGGAGAUUACAUAGUAUAUUUAAUAUAUUUUAAAAAUACAGGUUCAAAUUCAACCUUGAGUUCCUUAUUAAAGCAUUAUAAACACUCCUGCUGCCUUUUUUAUUCUCAUAUAUAUUCUCACUUAAAUCUUUACAUCUACAACCUCUUACCAUCUCUACUUUCAAAGUAACAAUUAAAUAGGAAACUAUUUUUUUUUAUUAGAUAGGGUUCCUUAACCUGUAUAGAUUACUGCCACGUUUGUUUGUUUAUUUUAUUAAUUAAUUAAAACUGAAACAGGCUCCUAACUGCAGCCCAGUGCUCCUCUGAUGUAGUCUAUCUUGAUGACUUUUGUUCUAUCAGAUACUUCUCAUAAAGAGGCACUGAGGAGAGGACACAGAGCACAUGUACAGAGCACAUGUACCUCUAUCUGCCAAUCUCAUGCUUCUCCUAUAGAAGUAAUGCAUGCACAUGGUGUCUAGCAUCAGCAUGGAAAGCACUGAAAUUGAAUCUAAUUGUGUGAAGCCCAGUCAGAUAGCCUCUACUAUACAUUGUUAUUGCAAAAUGUGAGCAGUGCCAUUUCUCCGAAUCGUAACUGUUUCAAUUUACAAUUCUAUAGGGCAGCAUUUAUGCCCCCCACAUCAUUUCCAAAUUAAAGGAUUUUGGUGCUUAGACUGUCCUUUUAAUCUUUACCCAUUUAUUUUCUUCUAUCCAAUGUUCUCCCCAUUCAAUUUUUCCAUUUUAUUCAACCCUCCUUCAUCUCUUGUCAUUUCCCUCUACGUUCCCCUCAACUCCCUCAUCAGCCUCUCUCAUCCUUCAUGUGCCUCCUCACCCCACAAAGUCUACUUUUCUAUCCCUACCCUCUCAAACAUGCAAUACCAUCACUACUCAGCUAAUGCUCAUACACUUCAAUAUUUUAUUUUUCUUCCAAUAUAUAGUAUGUAUUAUUGGGGGGAUUAAGAUACAGGGAAGAGGAAGAUCGUAUGUGUUGCUUAUACAAUAUGUAUAUAAAUUGCAUAAAUAAAAUAGAUAUUUUGUACUUAAUAUAUCUACAUUCAUAACAAGUUCAAUGUUAUCCUGUGUCAACUGCUAUAUGAUUGAUUAAAUCAUACAUUUUCUUAAUUCAAAAAGGGCAUUAAGGUUUCCAUGCAACUGUCCUAUAUCAUCCAUGAGAUUCAACUUCUCUUGUGUCAGUUUGAUUACUAACACACUAUUGUUUCAUAAGGUAAAGCGCUGCAGAAUAAGCUGGCGCUAUAUAAAUACCAAUAAUAAUAAUAAUAAUAAGUGGACAAUGUUAUCAGCUUUGAGACUGACAUGUGUAAAAUAGAUGUUUAAUUUUUGGUUCAAAGAGUAAGUGCAGAUGAAAAAAAUAUAGCACAAAUAUUACACAAUUUUGUAGUCUACAACUUAUCGUGGCUCAUAAAAAAACCCCAAAAAACCUUUGUUAUAAAUUUCCAGAGAAAUAAUAAAUUCUGCAUCAAGAACUUAUUGAACCAAGUCUGUACUGUCUUAGUUAUUCACUAAAGUGAAAAUAAAAAAAGAAAAUUUCAAUUGUAAACUCAAAACAGUCGAACUGUAAACAUUCUCUAAGUCAGCUAUGCUUUCAGUUCAGCUAGUCUGACCUUAAAUUUGAAAUUUACUUUGAAUUCUCACUUUAGUAAGAAUAUAACCCUGAAAGUAAACAACUCUCUAAGUAUUGUCCCAAGAUUGGAAUCAUAGCUUCUUAUUCCUGCUUAUUAUUUUUUUUUUUGCAUUUUCUUUUUUUUAUUAUAAUUCUUUAUUUUUCUUGUGCAGGUGGUUACACGGUAUCAACAGACGCCACAACAGCGUAGUGCAGGAUUUACAAAAGUUAGGCAGUGGCAUGGAAAUUCGCACAUUUUUUAUAUUUUUAUAGCAAGCUUGACUAAACUGGUAUAUUGUCAGAGUAUAAGUAAAUAAAACUAUUAGUGCUUAACAAUGCUAGAUUAGCUAUGUUAGUGUAGUUAGAGUAGGUUAAACAUCACGCUUCAAGAUAUGCUAAAACAGUUGCUUUGCUGGAUUUGUAUCUGACUCAAUACAGGACUAAAUUAAUAUAAAAAUAAAUGGUAGACAAGGCUUAAGCUAUGCAAGUGGUUUUAACGGUGUAAGUUAUAAAAAGAGAGCAUCAGGUUGCAUAGAUGGCAAGAGUGACAGGAGCCAUCCCCUCUGACUGCAGCCCAGACCUUGAGAGAGUCUCCCUGGCAGUUCAUGCUCAUCCAACCCCCGAUCUGCAGAGUCUGUGGCAUGGUAGGAGUGAGUCCAGCGUGACUAGUGGUAAGAGGGGUGGGUGCACUGUGUUUGAUCCUGUUUGUCUGCCCGAUCCUCUACUGGAUUCAGCUGAAAUGCGGGGGUGUCGUGUAGGUUGGCAGGGUUUGCAGCGUUGCAUAGGGAUGGACCGGGUGGCAGGUCCCGACUGCACUUUGCCGCAGGAGCCGGGAAUCCCCGUCUGUGGGUUAGUGACAUCGCUGUAGUGAGGGGCCCCUCUGCUUUUUAACCGUCUGGACAGCCUAGAGGAAUCAGAUCUGCUGAGACCUGGUGCUCCCUGGUUGCGCCGCCAUUUCAGUUUUGCCUGCUGCUUCCGCCAUUUUGGUUGUGGGGAGCGCUCUCAGACCCAGGCAUUACAGGUUGCGGAGACAGUCUCCUGGGACCGGGAUGACCCCCACCGGUCCAAAGGGGGGGAUACGGGGCCCUUACCGCGUGGCGUCGGAGCUCCGAAGGGAGACCGCAGGGCAGGAUAGCGAGGUGGCGGCCGUCCACCCCACUCACCGCUCGGGUAGGCCUCAGAUGUAGUUGUGCUGAUGUGCCUUCUCAGGGGUCAAAACGCUUGUAAUCCGAGUGGCCUCAGCUCCAGCACCUCUUUGCCCGCAGGACCGCUGCUGCUUAACUGCAGAUAGGUAGAUUAUUUGCUUUUUGUAGGUAUUAAUGUUGUUAAUCUGCAGGAGCUUGUCUUGUAUGCAACCUCUCAGCAUGGCGGUCCGGCCCCGCCCCCAUUCCUGCUUAUUUUUAAGGUUUCGAGAAGUAUCACGGAAAUGUAUUAUCAAACCUAGCUGGCACUAGGUACCAUCAAUACCAGCUUUUUCUGAAGAACUAUCACUGCUCCUUACACAGUGAGGACUGAAUUAGAGACAGCUAUUGACUGGUGGAGACUGGCCAUCAGUUAGAUAGCCUGAGCUAAAAGACUAACUUAGGACUGCUUCUACCUCUCUAUUCCAGAAAUCCCAGCUUUGCCUGUUGUAUCACCUCUACCUCCUCCUCCACCACUGCUCCUUCUCAACUCCGUGCAGUUAGACCAGUCAGCCUCAAGUGUGGAUAUGGCGUCACCAAGUGAGGAGGUAGGUGUUUGUUCAGCACGUGAUUUGAAUGUGGAUCUUGAAUUAUAUAGCUUUGUUACAGAAUGUUAAACAUGUCAUGGUAACAUAAUGUACAUAGUCUCUUGAUCUACUGAAAUCCCUUUCUUAGCUUCUGAGUAUCCCACAGCAGGAGAGUAGCUUGGUUCCAAGUAGUUCCUGUAAGCUUUGGACAGUAGCGGAAGUAAAGGAAACCACUGAGGGAUUCAGUAGUGGCAAUAAAAUACAUUGUGGAGAAUUUGCUGAUAUUUUCAAAGGCCGAAAGACAGGCAACACGUAUGCAGUGAAGUGUCUUAAACAGGUAAGUCACUGUAUCUAUACAUUAAUUCAAGCACUAUCAUGUUGUGAUUAAGGUAUCCAUAUAUGUAAUAUUAACAAUAAAUAAAACAAAAUCACACUUAAAUCCUGCCUAUCCCAUGAUUCAGCAGGAUCUUAUCUCGUUAAAGGAACACUGUAGUGUUAGGAAUACAAUCUUGUAUUCCUAAUGCUAUUGUAUGCCUGUCCCUAGUUAUGUGUAGGUUUGCAACAAAAAUUAAUAAAUGAAAAUACUUUUUGUCCAGCGUCAAGGCUCCCUCGAUGCAUGGACUCCUCCGGCAAAGGUCCAAUUCAAUGCUCGGGACCUGAUGCGCAUGUAUCCUCAUUGUAUUCAAUGCUUUCCUAUGAACUUCUACAUCAUGGGACUUGGUCAGUUUUACUCAGUCUGUCCAGCGGAAGCACCUUUAGUGGCUUUCAGGAAAACAGCCACAAGAGGUGGAUUAAACCAUGCAAUGGAAACAUUUUUGAAGUGGUCUGGGUGCAGUAGCCCUGUGCAGUUAAAAAAAAAAAACUGUACAGGAGCAGCCAGCCGAAACAGACGCACCAUGAGCUCCUUGCUCAAGGCCAUUAAAAAACGAUUUUUUUUGCCGGAAUAACAAGCCGCAAACUGAGCACAAAGACCUACCAGGGAUAUGAGGCAGAAAACAAAGAAGCAGAAACCAGACAAGCCCAAAUCGGGACACGAUAUCGGAGACUUAUUCCGCCAGGCACAAGGCGCACAUGGGGCCAAGAUGGCCGCCGACAUGGCGGGGUAUACAGACUCAUCAGACAAGCUGAGCUUGGAUGAGUGCACCAGCGGAAUGUUCACCCCACUAGCACAACCACCCACGACCAAAAGACCACCUGAACCAGUUACCACAGACACGCUGAGAACCAUGCUGGGUGAGCUACAGCGGGUACGGUCAGACAGGCCCAAGGGAUGGCGGACCUACAAAACGAAGUGCAGGCACUCAAGAGGCACCAAGUGACCACAGACCAACGUUUUGCGGCCCUUGAAGACCUUAGACGCCGCAAUAACCUGAAGAUUCGGGGCGUCCCCAAUAACAUACCGGAGGAAGAACUCCCACACCUGAUAAGGAGGCUCACGGGGGGCACUAGUGAAGCCACAACAGGCUAAAUCCAUGAGCUUUGAGGCGAUCUUCCGGGUCCCUAAACCAAAAAGGGCCCCGGACACAGCCUCCAGGGAGCUAGUGGUGAGGUUCCAAUCAGGCACAGACAAAGCGGCAAUUCUUACAGCCCUUAAAGGGAAGACACCCUUCAACUUUGAAAACGCCAAACUUACCUUCUAUGCUGACUUGUCAGGGGACACCCUGCAAUGGCGCAGGUCUCUCCAAAUGUUCACGACGCUCCUGAGGCAACACUACAUAGCCUACCAAUGGCGCUCACCAAGGGCCCUACAGGUCCUGCAGAACGACCAGACCCACACGGUCACAGACCUGCAAGAGGCUGUGCGGCUGCUGCCAACACUCGGCUUGUCAGAGAACUCCCUCACACCUGCAGCACAGACAGGAACGAACCACACAAAGCACCAUUCGUGCCUCAAAAACGACUGCCGAAAGACCCAGCGACAGCUCCAAUCUGAAUUGAAGGGCUCAACACACUCAGCAGCGACCUAUUUCCCCAGGACGCACCACAGCUGCAACCUGCAGCUGCCUCUGCUUAAUAUUGGACUCUUAUUUUUAUUUGCUAUUCUGGACUAUUUUUUUUUUAUUUUUUUUUUACCUCGUUACCACACACUAUUCUAGACACUAGCAGCCCAGCCAACCUGGGGUUCCCACAGGCCCACUAUCCGGGACUUUGGACAUGUCAGAGAUGAGCAGGCCGCAGAAGCCCCUAGCGCAUGGGCCCUUUCCCCCUCCGCGCCCUACUGCUUAUGGACACUCUUCACCGCAACCUCUGGCACUGGCAGCCGAGGCACUGGCACUGACACAUUCGGACCGAAGCCAAAUGCUCAUAGGCCCCGCAUAUAUUGCCGCUCCACACGACAGCACCCAGACCUCCAGGGCAGCAGGACAUGAGACUCUCAAGCCCCAACCGACAACCCCAGUUCCCAAAUGAACUGGAGGGGAUUGCAUAGUAAGCCGGACAUAACUGGCGCUUCACCCUUACUUUUUAUAACUCUCUCACUGGCCCUUCUACGCCCAACCAUACCGAGGCAAUUAGUACCCCAUGUUCCUUGACUCUCGGCCCACCAAUGAAGGCCUAUCCAAGGGGCCUCCUGAUGUGGCUCACAGCUUAUAAUGCUUUAGUUGUACUAAUUUUUAUGUUUCUCGUUUAAAGUCUGACUUGUAACUGCAAGUUGACAACCCACUCCAGUGGCAUUGAACAACUAACACACGCUCACAUGCUCCACUCUAAACCACUGACAGCACCGUAAGGUCUGAUGAUAUAGCCUGUCAAUGCUCAAGCGGUAUACUGAUAACUUCCUGACAGUUACAUAAGAUAGAUUUUACUACCCAAUGCUACCCUUAUUGGUGUGCUAGUCUAGUGAGACAAGCUCAGACACAACACUUAAGCUUGACGUUGGCUUGUUCCCUACAGCUCAAACCGUGUUUGGAACCCCACGUUUACCCAUGUUUUCCACAUUAUAAAAUAGUACGACUCCUGUGACACUGUAAGUAAAGCUUUAUCCGGUAUGCUGCAUACCCCUAUCGAAAUGUUACUAUACUGCUGGUAAUCGUACAAAAUAUACUAAGCAAGUUUCUAAUACUGUUGUUAUAUAUUUAAGAAUUGUGCAUAUCUUUCUCAUUGCCUUACUACAAGUAAGCUAUGUACUGUGAAUCUAUUGUCAUUGGUUGAUGGGGCAUGACAAAAUGCGUGUAUUUUUUCUGCACUACAAAAAUAAAGAAUUAUAAAAAAUAAAAACUGUACAGGGCCACUGCACCCAGGCCACCUCAAAAAUACAAUUUAAAUCCAUGUAUCUUUACCUGCAACUAGUUAUGUCCAUCUUAGCUCCUUGUCAAAAGUUAUACGCUCUGUUUUUUGCACCUGCCAGCCUUCGUACAGAAAGCACAUAAAACAAUGUUUGUAUCUCUAUUGUUCAUUUGCUAAUUUUGUUCUUGGCCUUGCCAUGUCUGAAUUGGAUUAUUAUGUAAUUUGCUACAUUUGUUAUAUAAAUUUAAAAGAAAAUAAAGCAUCUUAUGAAUAAAACAUUAAUACAAGUUAUAGGUGAUAAUCAGUGUUUAUUACAUAAAUUAAAUUCCAGACAUUUACACACACACACACAAAAGUGUUCAAGUAUUCAAGGGUAUAGAUUUAUCCUGAUCUCAGGAUGAUGAAAGCCUGAGUUGUCCCUGUACAACACUGUAUACUAUGAUUGUUGUCUUAGCAGUAUCAGGGCAAUACAAUGUGGUUCAUUAAUGUGCAUUAUAUUGCUGUGGAGAGUGGUAAUAUACCAUACCUCCCAACUCCGGAAUCCUGUGGAUCAAGAAGGGAGAUAAAGGGGCCAUGCCGGUGACUUGAUUGCAUCACUAGCACCACCCCACAUUGCUGCCCCUAAGGCUGCCUGUCCAUCACUCAGGCUGGCGCACUAAAACAGUGCUCCCUGCAGUGUCCUGGUCCAUAAUCAUUACACGAGCGUGUCUAAUGAUACGAAUGUUGGGGGCAGCUCCUUGGUGUCCCCAAAAGCAGGGACUGAGUAAUUCUGUAAUUUUUGUAGCAUCUGAUUUUUAUGGUUCACCAAGACAUACAUUACCGUGACAUUUUUUGCUGUUACAUAGUUACAUAGCUGAAAAGAGACUUGCGUCCAUCAAGUUCAGCCUUUCUCACAUAUGUUUUUGCUGUUGAUCCAAAAGAAGGCAAAAAACCUAGUCUAAAGCGCUUCCAAUUUUGCAACAAACUAGGAAACAAUUCCUUCUUGACCCCAAAAUAGCAGUCAGAUGUCUCCUUGGAUCAAGCAGCUAUUACCCCACUAAUUAGAAAUUAUAUCCCUGUAUGUUAUGUUUUUGCAAGUAUUUAUCCAAUUGCAGUUUAAACAUCUGUAUGGACUCUGACAAAACCACCUCUUCAGGCAGAGAAUUCCAUAUCCUUAUUGCUCUUACUGUAAAAAAAAAACUCUUUCCUUUGCCUUAGAUUAAAUCUAAAUGCGUGACCUCGUGUCCUAUGUACAGCCCUGUUUAUGAAUAGAUAUCCAGAUAAAGGUUUGUACUGGCCCCGAAUAUAUUUGUAUAAUGUUAUCAUAUUUUGCAAAUUUUUCCAAACUAAAGAGAUUAAAUUUUUGUAACCUUUCUUCAUAACUAAAAUGCUCCAUUCCUUUUAUCAAUUUUGUAGCUCGUCUCUGCACUUUUUCUAGUGAUAUCUUUCUUUAGAACAGGUGCCCAAAAUUGCACAGCAUAUUCAAGGUGUGGUCUAACCAGCGAUUUAUAAAGUGGCAAAAUUAUAUUUUCAUCCUGAGAAUUUAUGCCCCUAUUUAUACAUGACAAAAACUUACUGGCCUUAGCAACUGCAGAUUCACAUUGCAUAUUGCUGCCUAAUUUGUUGUCUAUAACAAUUCCCAAAUCCUUCUCGUGUGUGGUUAUGCCUAGUUCACUACCAUUUCGGGUGUAAAUUGCUUGUGCAUUCUUAACCCCGAAGUGCAUAACUUUGCAUUUCUCUACGUUAAAUUUCAUCUGCCAUUUUACCAUUGAACUUUGUGAUACACCUGAACACAUCACACGUUACUGUGAGAUUUAUUGAGUCUUAAAGGCACACUAUAACUUGAUUUGAAACACAAACCUGUAUUCCUAAAGCUAUGGUGUCCUAGUUGUGGUUUUUACUUGACUGUACUCCAAUGCCGAGACUCCCUCGGUGCUGCUGCCUGCACCUCUUCCUGCGACUUCAUCUGGCUAUCUUGCCGAAGGUCAAUUUAAUGCUCCUCAAACAGGAUUGUCGCAAAUGCUUCUCAGCGGAAUACCUUGAAUUCAAUGCCUUUAAACUGCAAUUUUGAUGACAGGGUUACUGAAUUAAAAAAAAAUCUAGUAAAAGUAAGGUUGUUUUUUUUCCGAGCAGUAUACCCCCCUUCCUCAAAUGUAAACUAGUUGACAAAUGUUUAUAUUUCCCAACAGGAAGAGAGCAAGCGGCAGAACGGCAUGCGUUCCUAUUUCCAGACAGAAGCACAGAUAAGUUUUCGGUAAGAAGAAGUAGUAUUGCUAGUGUGCCAACAUAUUCAGCAGUGAUGUACAAUUGGAUAAAUAACAGUAACUGAGGAAAAAAACUAUUUAGACAAACAUAUGAACAGGUACCAAAGUCCUUACUCAAAUAUGGUUAAAAUGGGGAAGUAUGUUUAAAGGACAACUGUCAUUGCAUUUUCACUUCUCUUUUCUAAAAAAAACGUACUACAUUUAAUGAAACUUAGUGAUUGUUUUAAAUGAGGUAUAUUGAUUUAUUGGAGAAAAUAUUACUUUUUUGACUUGGCUGAGCAGCCAUAUUGGGUCAGAUUCUACUGUUUUCUGACCACAUGUUACUCAGCCUAACUUGCCUGGUGUUGCAGGCUCACACAGAGCAAGCAUCCCAACAUCCCAGCAGCAAGCUCGUUUGGUUGAGCAACAGUUGGUUAGAUCAUACUAAAAUAUGACCCAAAAUGGCUGCUCAUGCAGAUAAAAAAGUGAAGUUUUAUUUAAAGGGACACUAUAGUCACCCAGACCACUUCAGCAAAAUGAAGUGGUCCGGGUGCCAGGUCCCCUCAGGUUUUAACCCUGCAGCUGCAAACAUAGCAGAUUCAGAGAAACUGCUAUGUUUACAUUGCAGGGUUAAGCCAGCCUCUAGUGGUUCUCUUCCGGACAGCCACUAGAGGCGCAUCUGCGACGCUGGAGGCAUAUUAAUAUUGAUAUCAAUAUUGAUGUGUUCAGUUUGCUAUUAUGGUCAUGUCCGUAUGUAUAUGUGAUUGCAUGUCUAGGCAUCUAUGCGUGUGAUUGUAUUUAUCUGGGGACAAAAAAAGGGUUUAAAAGGGAUUAAGAAACACACAAAAAGUAACAGUGGGUUAAGACACAAUACUGUAAAAGGAAAUGAGACACACAAGGUGGAAAGAAGGGAUUAGGAGAGAGAUUAAUGAAGAAUCAGGAAAAACGUAGAAGGGGUUGAGGAGGUAUGAGGUAACACACAAAUGUUUAUUCUAAUCAAUUGGCAUGGUAAGGACUAACCUAUUCCAAAACAGCUGAAAUGGAAAAAAAAUAUCCAAUUCAUUUCUUUUCAGAUGGGCUAUAUUGUCCAAGAUAUAUUGUUUUGGUUUAGAAAGGGGUGCUGUGAGGAUUUUUCGCACAGGGCGCCUAAUGGGAUAGUCCAGCUUUGUCUGUCAGUAUGUGUGUCUGUCAGUGAGCAUUUUUAAAUCAGUGAAAGUGUGUGUCUGUCAUUGAGAGUGUCUAUCAGUUUGUGUGUGUCUGUCAGGAAGUGUGUAUGUAUGUGUCUGUCAGUGAGUGUGUUACGACCUGCAGUGGUUAUGGUGCUGCGGUCUUUGGUUCCCUCUCCCAACAGCUGAGCAUGAGUGAUUAUAGCUGCAGCAGGGAGUAGAGGAAUAAGAUAGAUGAAAUGCAGUUCCAAGGUAAUUCUUCCCAGCAAGUACAAUAUCCCCCAAACAUGAGCCUAAACUUCAUGAAAGGUGUAACAGGAAUGAAUUUUAUUGACAACACACAGGCUUUUAUGAGAAAUCCUCCUGCAAGAGGACCUCCCACAGCAAACAAAGACAAUAACCAAUCAACACACAGAUUUACAGUAAUACACGCCUCCUCUCUGCCUGGGAGAUAUUGAGAUAAGUUAAGGAAUAAACCAAUUAUCUCCAGGCAGAGAGCACACAAUUUCCCCAAAACUUAGAACACCCCUUUCCCCACAAGGUAUCCCCACAAAUUAUUACAUAUCCCCUGAUAGCCCCGAUCUGGGGGACAAACAUAUCCAAAUUUAACCCAGAUCGGUUCAGGGGUUCUGAAAAAGUGUGGAGGGUCCCUUUUACCGACCACACACGCAGCUCCUGCCCAAAACAGUUCCACGAAUUCAGCGCGUGCGGUCGGUCAAUUCACAAAACUGUAAAAAACGAACAAAAGUCCCGAAUGGAUCCCCCUGGCCUAUAGUAGCGAUUGCUCCCCUUGUCCGUUCGCAGAGAACUACCGAAUGAGGCUUUCCUGGCUGUUCGGGAAAUAUGAGAAGCCGGCGUUCGGUAGUUUUCAGCUGUAGUUCGCGAGGUCGAGUGUCCGAUUUUAGUUCCAGACAUUCGAAGACCAAGUCCCGCUGGCUCUCUUCGUGUGAACAAGAUGGCCACCAUUUUCUUUUCCACGUGGCGUUCGGUUUUACGAACAGCGGCCGCCCAGGGAGCACUUAAAGGACCACUCUAGACACCCAGACCACUUCAGCUUAAUGAAGUGGUCUGGGUGCCUGGUCCAGCUAGGGUUAACCCAUUUUUUCAUAAACAUAGCAGUUUCAGAGAAACUGCUAUGUUUAUGAAUGGGUUAAGCCUUCCCCCUAAUCCUCUAGUGGCUGUCUCAUUGACAGCCACUACAGGCGCUUGCGUGCUUCUCACUGUGAUUUUCACAGUGAGAGCACGCCAGCGUCCAUAGGAAAGCAUUGUAAAUGCUUUCCUAUGAGACCGGCUGAAUGCGCGCGCAGCUCUUGCCGCGCGUGCGCAUUCAGCCGGCGGGGCGUAACGGAGGCGGAGAGGAGGAGGAGAGCUCUCCGCCCAGCGCUGGAAAAAGGUAAGUUUUUACCCCUUUUCCCCUUCCAGAGCCGGGCGGGAGGGGGUCCCUGAGGGUGGGGGCACCCUCAGGGCACUAUAGUGCCAGGAAAACGAGUAUGUUUUCCUGGCACUAUAGUGGUCCUUUAAUAGCUGGUUCCUUUGAAGUAAAUGAGCCAGGAAGGUGGUCGGCGUUCGGUAGUUUCAAACUACCGAACCAAUCCAUUCACUAGACAAGUAAUAACACAUAAAAAUACAGAAUAAAAAGGAAAAAAAUGACAGGUAAAAGUUCAUUUUCUUCACAGAGUGCUUCAAAUCAGUGAGAUUGUGUAUGUCAUUGAGAUUGUGUGUCAAUGUUUCUGAUUAUGUUUCUGUCAGUAUGUGUCAAAUCAGUGAGUGUGUGUCUCUCAGUGAGAGUGUGUGAAUGUCAGUGGGUGUGUGUCUAGAAGGAGAGGUGAAGUCGUUGCAAAUAGGAGGGGUUAGUAAGAUCCCCACGCCCAGCUGGGGGCGCCAAAAGAAUGUCUGCAGCCAGGCGUCUGUGAUCCUAGGAUCGGCCCUGCCGACUCCACAAGCCUCCUGCAACAGACACCUCCGGAUUGGAAGCAUCCAUGCACAAAAUCAAGCCGGCAAAGCCCUCUCUUGAUGCAAUGGUCUGUAGCCUCACUGGGGCCUGAAAAACCAGGCACAGAGUUUGCAGCAGUGGCGAGUAAGACCGGGACCAGAGUAUACGGGACCUUGUCCUCUACUGCCUCUCAUGAAGUCGAUUCUCUAAGCUUGCUGAUUCUGUGGCACUCGGACGCAGACCUGCAACUGAAGGAUCCACUGUGUACUUACCAACCUGCAAGAUCCUUUAUGCAGAGAGCCCAGCAGUCUCCCCACAAAUUGGGUAUUGGAUGAUGAGGUGGGAGAAACCUGGCUGUCCGCUGGCACAUACCGGCGAUCGUGCAGGCAACACUUCCAUAUGGUGGACUCCUGUUCUACAUUCCUGCUUUUAAGUUAUUUUGAUGGUCAUAGCCCCUGUGUAACGCAAAGCAUAGUCUGACACGUUUUAUAAUUAACCAACUCACUUGUCUCUUGCAUAUCUAGCUAGUACUAUAUAACUGCGAUUAGCCUGCAUUUUAUCUAUUAGUUAGGCAUGUCUGAAUAGCUUGAUAUUUUUGCUUACUUGACCUUAAAAUUUGUGCAGUUUUUCUUUAUAUCACAAUAUUGUCUGUUUUUUAUGGAUAUAGUUGGUUAUAGUAGCAUUGGAACCUGAUUGUUCUCUCAUGCACAACAAAAAUGAAGAAUAAAAAAAAAUAAAAAAUAAAAAAUAAUAAAUCUACAACAUUAAAGGGUCACUCCAAGUACCAUAACCACAUCAGUGAUUAAAAGUGGUGAUGGUGCCAGAAGUUUGUAUGUGCAGCGAUUCACAAAGAAAUACAAAUAGUUAUUGGCAGCAUCAUUCUGGUGUCAUUACCCGGCUCAGAAGACUAGUUCUGUGCUGGCUAAUGUCAAUUCUGUGCAUAUUUCAAUGCACAGAGAAUCAUUCAUAUCCUGAAAGCGGUCAGCUGACUCUCUCAGCCAAUGAAUGACCGUUGGGAUCAGCAUCUGGCUCCUGCAGCUCUUACACAUGUAAGAUUGGUGCCUUCGAGCCCAGCAGACCAAAGUGAGAAAGCAAACUGUUGCAAAACAGUUUGCCCCAUUACAGAGGAAUGAUGCUCUGGUACUCCUAGCAUCAGCAGUGGUUAUGAUGUUAGAGUAAUCCAUUAAAUCUAAUAAAAAAAUGUAAUUGAAAAUGUAACAACUGUUGUCUUUUAAUUAUAUGUCAACUGUUCAAAUGUAUAAAUUACCUAAGUUUAUUCUAUUUGUUGUCCUGAAAUCAUGAGUUGUUCCUUUUUGGAAUUAAACUUGCAAACUUGAGGUAAAAAAUAUACAGAUAUUAAUGCUUGUGGUCUCAAGUGUCAGAGAAGGUCUGUGCUGGACAAUGGCAGAUAGAUGCACUGAUGUUGUUACACGGAUAGAGGAAUAAACUGUAACACUGUAGUCACUAUAUCCAUUUCAUCUCAUUGAAUUGGCUAUGUUACCUGGAGUCCCAUAGCACUGUUAAACCAAGCAAUCUAACACUGAUUGAAAGUCUCUGGCCAUCUACAGCUCAGCCCCUACUGCAGGUGUGGCUAAGGCAGAGAUUACACACUUCCUUGUUGAAGCCAUACGCAUUCAUACUGACAAUGGGAUCUCCAAUGACACUCUCAACAAUCACAGCUGCCCACUGCUGCUCAGGAAACUUUCUAAUUAGCCAAAACAGCACAGAGGGGAGGGGCUGCAGGAAACUCUUGUUUAGCAUUAAAACAUAAAAACAUUAAAUACUAUUUAACGCUGAAAGAACGGGCAGCACCAGGGGACUACAGAUACUAUAACAAGUUCAAUGAGACGAAGCAGAUACAUUCCCUACAGUGUCCCUUUAAAUAAAGCAAUUGUUUUCUAAAUAAUAAAAAAAACAAAGCUGCACCCCUUUAACCCCCCCACAGAACACAGCCCCCAUCCCUCCUCAAAAAUGCACACACACAUCAACUGCAUCAACUACAUACACACUCUGCAUCCGUUAAACACUUUCAAGCACCUUAAUGGUGAUUGUGAAACAUAUUUAAAACUAAAAUAAUACAACGGAUGUCGGCUCUGAUCAUAAAUAACAAAUCCCUGUAGUACGUCCAUGGUCAAUUUUCCAUUGGGGCUCUGUUCAUUAAAGUCUUAAAAGUGACAAUAAUGUGGUUUGUCAUAUAUAUUGUAUUGGAUACCAAUAAUGUAUUUUGUCAGACAUAUCGUAUUGGAUACCAAUAAUGUAUUUUGUCAGACAUAUCGUAUUGGAUACCAAUAAUGUGUUUUGUCAGAUAUAUCAUAUUGGAUACCAAUAAUGUGAUUUGUCAGACAUAUCAUAUUGGAUACCAAUAAUGUGGUUUGUCAGACAUAUCGUAUUGGAUACCAAUAAUGUGAUUUGUCAGACAUAUCGUAUUGGAUACCAAUAAUGUGUUAUCGUAUUGGAUACCAAUAAUGUUUUUUUUUCCCGGACAUAUCGUAUUGGAUACCAAUAAUGUGAUUUGUCAGAUAUAUCAUAUUGGAUAUUAUUAUUUGGUAUGGUGCAAUAGGACUGGUAAAAACCCUUUUUCAUUGCAUUUUCUAUAAUAUGUAAUGUGUUUGUCUAUCUGUCUGCCUAUCUAAUAUAAAUGUAAACAUUUAUCUGUGCUGUUCUAGUUGCAACCAUUCCAACCUCUUGCUGCUGUUGGGUUUUUGUGUAGAGGACGGUCUAUGUUGCCUCAUAAACAAGUUCAUGAAAAACGGAUCAUUGGACACUGCCUUAGAGAAGGUACAUAAUACUUUGCUUUAUUUUUUUUUUUUUAAAGAUACAUAGUUCUGUUUACAUAACAUGUCACAUUUAAAGAUAUCUAACUCAAAUAUAAAAUGAUAGCUUCCUAAACAAUUGCUCCAUAAAGCUUGAGUACUGUAAUAGACAGGGGGCUGCCAAUAUAGUUAAAAAGCAUGUUAAUAGUGAGCCAAUAGUAGGUGAAAGUAAAGGGGGGGAGUGGGGAACAUACCGACCGCCAUACUGGUUAGCCAAAUGAAUCUAACUGUGGACGUUGGCUUUAUUCUGCAUCACUUUGAGACAACUGUCUCAUUCAGAAGCUCUAACAUUGAAUGAGACAAUGCAGGCUGAAAAAAGCAGGUAAAUAUGAUUUUUAUUUUAGUUUUAUAUUUCCAUGCUUCCUAUUUUUAUGCUUUCCACACCCACUCCUGGAAGACACUGAUCUAACCAAUCAGUGUCCUAUCCCUUGGAAUGCUGGAAAAGUGCAUUGGGCAUGCCUAAAAUCGUCACAUAUGUGCAGUUGGAAGCUCUCUUCACCUUGCAACAUCCUUACAGGGGGAGUAGAGAGAGAGAGUCUGUUAAUGCAGAGCAGGAUCUAGUGUCAGGAUUCUCUCUCCUUGCUGUGUUAGUCAGUACAGGGGGAAUAAAGAGUUUUUGCUGCUACACAAUAUUUUCCUGUUUUUGUCAUUAGUGGACUGGUCUUGACUCGAUUAGGGGAUGGAUAAGAGGGGGCCUAAAGAAACUCUCCUAGCUGGGCGGGAUGCCCAACAACGGAGUCUGUCCAAGUUAAUGAAACAUUCAUAAACAUAUUUUUCAUACUUUUUCUUGUUUUAUUUUGGAUUGUUAAUUUGUUUAAAAGUGUUUGCUUGCUGGUAUUAAUUUUUUUAUUUUAUUUUUUACAAGAGAUGCAUGUACCUUUAAGAGCAAUUUGCUAACUCUGCAUCUCCAAUCCAGUGUGUACUUGACAGAGUAGAUUCUCUUGGGAGUGUUUUGACAUUAAAUAAGCCACAUCCGACAACUCUUAAUGGCAGUACUGACUUGGCACAGUCGGAAGCCAAUCUCCUAGUCUGACACGGACACACUGCAAUUUUGUAAACAUACAACUUCCUCAACACCCAGAAGUUUUCCAGGGAUAGAGGAUAUGUGUCUACUUGGAAAACUACCUUGCCUUAUUUUCCAGAAGUAUUGCUUUCACUGUUACCACGUAGCUUACCAUUCAUCAGAGUAUGGUUUAGAGAAGCCUCCAUGUGACAUAUGCAGGUUUAUUUACUAAAGUCAGAAUUAAAAGUGAAUUUCAAAAUUAAGUUCAAGAUCGCCAAACUGGAAAGCUAGUUAUUCUUCAGUUCAGCUAAUCUGGAUUUAAAUGUAAUAUUUACUUUGAAUUCUCACUUUAUUAAAUAACCCUGAUAGUAUUCUGACCAACCCCAUGGAGGUCCUACCAGACUAGGCAAGGGAUGAACAGAACACUUCUGAAAAUUACAAUGUACUUUCACCAAACAACUGAGCUCAGUCCUCCACUCCAAGGUGCUCCUAUUGUACUAAUAUAUUAACAAGGCACAAUGGCCUGGCCACAUAUUCCGGGAGAAGAUAUUCUCCACAUUCAUGAUCAUUAAUGAUGACCAAACUGGAGGGUCAUUAGUUUUCUCCAGGCACAUCUGAACCUCCUAGGAGACUCUGAACAUUGGGUUCUGUUGGACUGACAUUACAGUUCUCUGGCCAUACAGAAAAAUUCAGACUUUAAGCUACUGAUAUAUAUCUCCUGUAGAGUUUUAAAUUAUCUUUGGCAUUCCUAUUGUUUCUGGAAUAUCAUAUUUUGAUUUUGUCUGUAUUAGCAAAGUCUCCCAUUUUCUAGUUGAGCCUAUUCGGACAGGAGGUAUUUUUCUUAACUGAUUAUCUACAUUACAUACAUAAUCUACGUAUAAAUAAAAUGUGCAUUGCAUAGGUUUACUUUAUGCUGUAUGUUUACUGCCUGUUUAGUUGUAUCUGCAUGGCAAAAAUAAAAAUGCAAACAAUAAAAUAAAUAUUGAUCCAUGUAGAGAGUAAGAAACUAGAGAAGCAAGGGUAGACGGUCCAGAAAGGGAGGCUAAAAACAUGGGGACCAUAGGCGUGCGCAUGGGGUGUGCCGGGUGUGCCUGGGCACACCUUAAUUCCCGCAGCACGCCUAUGGAGUGAGACCGGCAGGGGAGAUCUCAGGAUCUCCCCUGUCGGCUCAUGCAGAGCCGGCACUAUCCGAGCACCGGCUCUGCUCUAAGCCUCCCUCCCCACUGCAGUAUGGAGGGAGGCAGGAGAGGACCCGGGGAGCUCAACCAGCAGCUCCGCCGGGUUCCUCUCGCGAGAUCUGAGCAUUUCCACGGCAACGCUCAGAUCUCGAGAGAGUGAACUCUAGCCCCACAGAGGCUAGAGUUCACUCUCCACUGGACCACCAGGGAAAGCAGCAGGAACAAGAAUCCCCCCUCCCUACAUAAGAUAAGAAAGGAGGGGGGAUAUUAAGUAAUGUACCCCCACCUCCACCUCCCACAAUCACCCACACACAUACAGCGCCCACACAGCACCUACACACAUACAGCACCCUCACACAUACAGCACCCACACACAUACAGCACCCACAAACACACAGCACAGAAACAGCACCCUAACAAACACACACACACACACAAACAGCACCUUUACACACACAACACCCUCAAACCAUCCUCACACAAAGCAGUGUAUGUAUAUAUAUGUGUGUGUGUAUAUAUAUAUAUAUAUAUAUAUAUAUACACACACACGCGGCGUGUGUUUGUGCUUUAGGGUGCACACCCUAAUGCAAUAGGCUGCGCACCCCUAUGAUGGGGACUAAGCGCAUGAGCCCUAGAGACUAAUGCUACAAAAAUCCAAAGUUUGAGUGGAAUGACCCUGGCAGUGAGUGUGAUAAACCCAACAACUGAAGAUAAGAGAGGGGGAUGGAGGGUGAAAAACUUAAGGAAUGAAGACCAGGGUAUCGAGAGUGAGAGAUACUGGGGAAGAUAAGAUACGGAGGGACUGGAGCCUCUGGAGGUGAGAAAGAUGGAGACAAAAAGACAGAGAGAAAGAAGACCAAAAAAAGGACGAUUACAUUAAAAAAAUUAUCAUUGCACAAUAAUGAAACAAAAAUAAAUUGUGCGCCAUUUAUCAUGGAUUGUAAUAUGGCAACCUCGUACAUAGCAAUGUAGGUUUUUAUUUUCUUAUUAGUUGCAAGUUCUCAUUUGCGUGCUGUCUUGUAGAGACCACAGCAAAUUCCACAGCAGUUAGAUCAAAAUCCAUUGUUACAAAUAUUUAUAACCAAAUAUACAACACGCCUUACAGCAGGGCUAUACAGAAAAAUGGCAAUUGCCGGGAAUUCCACCUGAAUUCAAAAUGAAAUGCAAAGCUUUAGCCAAAAAUAUGCAAAUUGGAACAUUAAUCAAAGUCACCUUCUCAGUUUGGGUAAUUUUGACCUAAAAUUUUGAAUUUAUUUUGAAUUCACACAUUAGGCAGAUUUUGAAAUGAUGAGUGGGUUAAAGUAAAAAAAAAUUGCAGUGAUAAGAUUGUGUAAAUCCCAGGUGCUGCUUGGCACUUACCUUCUUCUUAAUGGAAGGCUUGUCUCUGACGUCACUGUCUUCUCAAAUCCUGCAGAAUGGAGCAGACAUCCUGACCUGGGAGAAGCGACUAAGUAUUGCAAUGGGACUUCUACGAGCAGUUUGUCACUUACACGAUAAUGAGAUAUUCCACGGUAAUAUCAAGAGGUGCGUGCAAUAGGGUUUAGUAGUAAGUAUUGCCACAGACAAGAAGGUAUUGAUGUAAAUGGACCAUGAGUUAAAACUUACACAUGUAAAAUACAGGAAUGGAUGCCCAUGGCUUAAUUUAAAGCAGAACUGCCACUUGGAAAAUGGUGCAAUUGAAAAAAAAUUAAAAUAAUAUAUAUAUAUAUAUACACAAACACAGUUAUGUUUUGUUCUUUUUUUUAUUUUAUUUUUUUUACAUUCUUUAUUUUUGGUAGUACAUGGCAUGACAAUCAGGUAAACAAAGAAAUUUUGUGAAGGUAUAAUGGACAAUGCGCUGAUGUAGCAAUAACAAGAAAUGCCAAUGUACUGCACUUUUUUUGGGAUAAUAAAAGAGAUAGUCAUGUCAGUAUACAAAACACUAUUCAUGCUUAGGUUUAGUAGUUAUCAAUCAAUAGCUAGGGAAACCGAGAUAACAUCUAUAACAUGCUUUGGCAACUGACAAUGUUUUAAGAUUUAGUAAUAAAAUAUAAUAACAUGCUUGGUCAAUAGACAAAAAGAAAAAACAAGCUGAGAAAGACCACCAGAUCAAUUACAGGAUCACUAUAGUGUCAGGAAAACAAACUCGUUUUCCUGGCACUAUAUAACCCUCAGGGUCCCCCUCCCGCUGGGCUGAAGGGGUUAAAACCCCUUCAGCCACUUACCUUUAUCCAGCGCCAGGCUCAUUCGGUGCUGGUGACCUCUCCUCCCCGCCGUCAGCUCCUGAGUGGAGCGGAAUGCGCAUGCGGGGCAAGAGCCGUGCGCACAUUCAAACAGUCCACAGGAAAGCAUUUCUCAAUGCUUUCCUAUGGACAUUCUGCAUGCUGAAUGCGAUUUUCACAUCCAGUGUUGCAGAAACGCCUCUAGCGGCCGUCAGGAAGACAGCCACUAGAGGCUGGAUUAACCCUGCAAUGUAAACUGCUAUAUUUACAUCUGAAGGGUUAAAACCUGUGGGACCUGGCACCCAGACCACUUCAUUGAGCUGAAGUGGUCUGGGUGACUAUAGUGUCCCUUUAAGACUGUGCCCCUCUCUAUGUCACCGUUCAGCAGACUGGGCGUCAGAGACCGUGGUGAGGCAGUACCUGGGUGGCAAGUCAGGUCCUGUGAUGUUUGCUGGUGUCGUCUCCAAGCAUGCUGCUUCUCAGAAGGCCCCCAUUUUGGUCAAUAGUUGGGAGUAAGCCUCAGUGUUGCACCCCUGAGCGCCACCAGCGCGGCCUUGUCCUCUUGAGGCGGGCCACCCAGGGCACUGCUGCCAUGCAUCGGCUUCCGGUACUUCGGGGUCACAGUGUAGGUGAGUAUGUUGGUGUAGCUUGUGGGGCCGGCUGGAGAUAUCUGCGUGGCAGGUCCUGCCAGAAUUCCUUGCAGAGGUAGCGGGGCUUCAGCUUCAUCAUAUUGCAGGUCUGUGCACAUCGGACCAGGAGAUCGGCCGCCUCUCCCCGCCACUACGCCCGUCAGGCCUUGCUUGCAGUCAGCGUGGUUCGCAGCUUGGAUGGCCGCAGACCGACCCUGGAGUUAACCCCCAGUCGGUCAGUCAAUGCAGAGUGGCCAAGUAACUUGUUUUGCUCGGGGUUGUCAAAAGUGUUGGCGACUAGACUAAUUUGUGUAGUACUUGGAGAGCUUUCAGAAAACACAUCCAGUCUACACUGCAGUCAGGCCCCGCUCCUCCGGUGGCUUUUCUUUAAUCUAAUUUUUCCACAUUUAAAGUAUUGACAAAAAUUGUAUUUUCACUGCCAUGUUAAAGGAACACUAUAGUCACCUAAAUUACUUUAGCUAAAUAAAGUAGUUUUAGUGUAUAGAUAAUUCUCCUGCAGUUUCACUGCUCAAUUCACUGUCAUUUAGGAGUUAAAUCACUUUGUUUCUGUUUAUGCAGCCCUAGCCACACUUCCCCUGGCUAUGAUUGACAGAGCCUGCAUGAAAAAAAAAGUGGUUUCACUUUCAAACAGAUGUAAUUUACCUUAAAUAAUUGUAUCUCAAUCUCUAAAUUGAAUUUUAAUCACAUACAGGAGGCUCUUGCAGGGUCUAGCAAGCUAUUAACAUAGAAGGGGAUAAGAAAAUCUUAAUUAAACAGAACUUGCAAUAAAGAAAGCCUAAAUAGGGCUCUCUUUACAGGAAGUGUUUAUGGAAGGCUGUGCAAGUCACAUGCAGGGAGGUGUGACUAGGGUUCAUAAACAAAGGGAUUUAACUCCUAAAUGGCAGAAGAUUGAGCAGUGAGGCUGCAGGGGCAUGUUCUAUACACCAAAACCUCUUCAUUAAACUAAAGUUGUUCAGGUGACUACAGUGUCCCUUUAAUUUUUGAGACGCUGUCUGAAAUAUUGCAAGUUAACGGAUACUAUGUAAACUCAAUUAUUUAUACCCUCAAUAUUUAUGUAAAAGAUAAAUAAAAUAAAAACUAAUAUUGUGUAAAUGUAGAUCAUUUUCAUUUACAGGUACCCCUGAACAGCAAUCUACACACAAACUUGUUGCUUUCUUCUAUAUUUCUGUAUAAUGUAUUUAAACAGAAAGUGAAGGGGUUAAAGCAGCUAAAAUAUGUACCGUGCAAGCAUUCUAAGUGUCUUUAUCAUUGUAUUACUUUCUUCCUGUCUUUUACUUUUAAUUUAAGAACUAUUUGUUACAGCAUUAGUGGGUCCAUUUAUGUCAGCUAGUCUUUUCUCUUCUGUGUUUCCCUAACUCAUUGAACACGCAAUCUGUUGCGCGUUGGCUGAGGUUUUCCUCCUUAUCUGGUUAACAUAACCAUAGGGACUUUUGUCCCUAUAGCCAGUUCCCUGCAGUGGACCCGAUGUAUCAGACUCUAUGCUGUUCUCCCACAACAGUGAGAGAUCCAUCACGAAUGUUUUCGCAUACAAACAUUGGGUUCGGUAUAUGGGGUUAAAAGGACAGAGCCCAACAAGUCAGGAUGUGGUGUAAUAUUCCACAGGAAGAGUUUAACUCCCCACCAUAUUUCAAUUUCACCAACCACCACUGUUCCUAAGUCUAUGUUAAUGCAGUGAAAAAGGAAGAAAAAUACAUUUGCUUGCACUGGAGGAGCAGAUUCCCAGAUCCCUUUGCUCUGUCCACCCAUUCUCUACUACUACAGUUCACAGUGGUGACGGGGAACCCUAAAUAUAUUCAUCCAAGUAAACAUUGCAAAACUUUUAUUCUAUGCCACAGCCCACAGGUAACUUUUUUAAGAGAAGUUUUUAACUUCUGCAAAUGUUUUUCGUUCUUCUUUUCUUUGCAGCUCCAAUGUGUUUCUGGAUGAAGACCUCUCUCCUAAACUAGGACAUUCUGGCCUUCGUUUCUGCCCAGACAAAGCAGCAAAUUACACUCAAGCAAAGACUAAGGACUUACAGAAAUACAAUGCCUACCUUCCUGACAGCUUCCUGAGGAACAAACAACUCACUGGGCAAACUGACCUAUUUUCUUGUGGCGUGGUAAGUGGAAGAAGGAUUUUAUUCUAAUACAAACUGUGCAUGGCCACUUGAAUUUAAUCAUUAACAAUGUAAGGGUAUUAACCCCAGCUUGGGGUGUCAUUAAACCACUAUUUAUACUAAAACACAUGUACAUAGUCAAAUCGAAUUAACAUCUGACCUGGUGGUGGUCAUUGAGAGAUAUAUAUAUAUACAUACACACUGUAAUGGCAAAAGGAAAGUGCAUCCUCUUUGAAUUCUAUGGUUUUACAUAUCAGGACAUAACAAUCAUCUGUUCAUUAGAAGCAAUUAGGUAAAUAUAACCUAAGAUGAACAACAACACAUGACAUAUUACACUGUGCCAGGAUUUAUUUAACAAAAAUAAAGCCAAAAUGGAGAAGCAGUGUGUGGGAAAACAAAGUGCACCCUUACUGCUUCUAUAGGAAUUAUGAGGCUAUAGCAGAUAGGUGCAACUUGAUUAAAUGCCCUUUAUUAAUUGAUCAUCAGCAAGUGUGACCACCUGUAUAAAAGCCACAGUUUUAGCAGUUUGCUGGUAGAAAAAGGCCUAUAACACUUAUCAGCCACAACAUUAAAACCACCUGCCUAUUAUUGUGUAGAUCCCCCAGAUGCUACCAACACAGCUCUGAUACAUAGAGGCAUGGACCCCACAAGACCUCUGACUGUGUCCUGGGGUAUCUGGGAUCAAGAUAUUAGUAGCAGAUUCUUCAAUUCCUGCAAGUUGCGAGGUGGGACCUCCGUGGAUUGGAAUUGUUGUUCCAAUACAUCCCACAGAUGCUCAAUCAGAUUGAGAUCUGGGAAAUCUGGAGGCCAAGGCUACACCUUGAACUCUUUAUCAUGUUCUUUUAACCAUUCCUGAACAAUUGUUGCAGUGUGGCAGGGUGCAUUAUCCUGCUGAAAGAGUCCAUUGCCAUCAGGAAACACCAUUGCCAUGAAGGGGUGUACAUGGUCUACAACCAUCUCUACGUAGGUGAUACAUGUCAAAGUAACAUCCACAAAGCAAGGACCCGAAGUUUCCCAGCAGAACAUUGCCCAGAGCAUAUCACUUCCUAUGCUGGCCUGCCUUCUUCCCAUGGUACAUCCUACCAGCUCUUCCCCAGGUAAACAAUGCACACACACCAGCUAGUCACCUGAUCUACAGGAAAACAUGUUUCACCAGGCAACCUUCUUCCAUUGCUCCAUGGUCUAGUUUUAACUCUCCCCACUGAAGACACUUUCAGUUGUGGACAGUGAUAAUCAUAGGCACUCUGAACCGUCAGACCGGCUUGCUUCUAUGCAGCCCCAUACAUGGCAAACUGCGAUCCACUGUGUGUUCUGACACCAUUCUAUCAUGACCAGCAUUAACUUUUUUAGCAAUUUGAGCUACAGUAGCUCUUCUGUGUGAUUGUAUUUGAUGGUGUAACCUUCGCUUCACUCAUGCAUCAAUGAGACCUGGGCAUCCAUGACCCUGACGCCGGUUCACCGUUUGCCCUUCCUAUUUCUACUUGGUAGGUACUUCUCACUGCAUAACGCCCCGCAAGAUUUGCUCUGAUCCAGUUGUCUAGCCAUUACUAUUUGUUCUAAUGAAGGUCAAUGAAAAUGAAAUAAAAAUUUCCCUAGAUCCUUAGCCAACCCUCAGAAUGGACAUAGAAUCAGUGAAAUAGGUCAGGAUGGUGGUACCAGUUCCACCUAGUGUGGGCUUAAACCCACGAUACUUUGUUGCCUAUUUCAUAUUCAGUGUGCUUUGCUUUGAUAUUUGCUAACCCCUGUUCUUAUCCUCUCUAUACAAGCUUAUAGGUACAUUUGUUUUGUUUUUGGUGUGUCCGUUAUAUUGAUACCAGUUAAUUGGAAGUACCCCUUAAAGGGGUACUACCCGAUUUUAGUUUAUUUCUUCUAAUCAAGGUCACACAGAUCUUUUUUGCUUGCCAAUUUUUCUAGCUUCCAACACAUGAAAUUCAAGAACUGAUGGUUUACUUGCUGCGUAUUAUAUGCCAUCCCUUUGACAGGUGCCACUGUAAUGAUAUUAUUAAUGUUAUUCACUUCACCUGUCUGUGGUUUUAAUGUUGUUGUUGAUCAGUGUGUCAUAUUCAGGAAUACUGGAAAACACUGAUGUACAAUGUUUGUAGGCACCAACAAUUGUAUGUUCUUUCUUAAAUGUGUUUUGUUUUCUCCCCACUAUAAUUCUAUCUGUGCUACAAAAAUGCAAUUAUUGCCUAUCCUGUUCCAACACUAGCUCUCACCGAACUUUCUUUUAGGUCCUAACAGAGAUAUUGACGGGUAUGAAGCCCUGUGAUAAAGACAGACAGCCCAUGUAUCUGGUAAGACAACUAACCUCUACAGACUCAUGCAUUUUAUAGGCUCAAGCAAAAUGUAACAAAAUGACAAAUAGUUGCAGUUGAUUAGAUUUUUAGGAAACAGUCAACUACACUACUGCAAACUAGAAACAAGCAUGUAAGACAAAUUGCAGUUUAAAACCGAAGUAGGAAUAUAACAAAUUUCUUAACAUCUAGGAAAAAGACACUGAGCCGAGGUUGUUUUAGUAGUUAAUAAGUUGGUGUUCAGCUCUCAUUUAUUAUUGCCAACCCAGUGGGAAGGUGAAGUUGUGAUGCAAUAUGAUGCCGUAGUUAAACUGUCCAAAUCUUCAUCCAGAAUGUCCAUUUCACCUCUCAGAAUGUGGUGGACACUGCAUGGCCUGUUGCCGUAUCUGGAUUUGAGCAUUAAUGUCUAUCCUCUGCAGUAUCAUGUGAACAAUGACAAAAUAGAAUGGUAAAUAGAAUACUUUAUAAACAUUUCUUUGCUAUCUGGCAUUUAUACAGAAUAACAAGUUUUUGUUUCACUUUUACAGAAAGAGCUAAUUCUGGAAGAAAAUGACAAAGUAAUAGGACUGACAGAGCCCAGAUGUAAAAUGGCUGGGGACAUGACAGCGGAAAGCCUGUGCGCGAGACAAAUAAGCCAAAAGUACACUGACACAAGGGGUGGCAGGCUGAUGGAAAAUGCUGCGUUUUAUUUUGCUUCUGCUAUCUGCUUGUGUCUCACCAAGAAGAAAACAGUGGCAUCAGAGGUAAAACUACACAUGAUAUGUAUUAAUUAUUUAGUUAUAAAAUAUGCAUAAAAGCAAGUAUGCGGAAAAUAAAGAAUAACACAGAUUAAUUUUACAUAGAUUGAUAUAACAGUUCAUUGUAUAACUCCUGAGAAUUAUUUAUUAAAGGAAACAGGACAAUGGGAACAGGGGGGUGGGUCAAUAUAUUAAAAGGUUGACAAUUUUAUUAUUCUACCACAUAGGGUGGUAUUUAAAUCCCAGCAGCUCUCAUCCUAAAAACCACAAUACCUUAAAUGGUCUACAGAUUAUUUACACUAUAAAACUGUGUGUUCCAGCCUAGUCAGGACUAACACUUUGUGACUCUCCUACCAAAGUUGCAAGAGUUGUCAUUAUAUAAUAUGAUAUGCCCAACACCUUGUUUUGGAAGGGUUGAUGUCCUUUUUGCAGCACGUGGAUCUUGACACAAAAAGGUGUUGAAUUCAAUCAGAAAGCUCUGUUUAUCACAUUAAUGCGGUCACUUUGACACCUGGUGUCCACAUGGAAAUUGGUGGUUUGUGUAUGCUUUACUUGGUUAAGUUGCGUUCUCCCCACAGGUUUACGCAGUGCUGGAAAAAGCAGAGCAUUUGUUCAGAGGAAAUAAGAAAACUAAAAGCAGACCUCUAGGGUCCGAAGAGAAAAAAAUUAUGUCAUUGAACACCCCAGAAGAAAUGGAUGACAGUGAAGACUCUCCCCUUGAGUACACGGGAGGGGCUAUAUUUGAACCCCCCAGCAGCUCAUCAAAAUAUACAGAUUCUCCUGAUUUCAAAAUUACAAAACAACAUAACCAAGCUACCAGUAAAGAUUCCAAAAGGAACUUUGUUAAGCAUGAUGAAUCUGACACUUUUUGGUUACCUCCAGGGGCAGAUGACUUGUAUUGCUCUGUGGAAAUGUUGUCUUCUUCCGAUUAUCAACCUACAUCAUCAACUGCUGUAAAAGACACGAGAAGCAAAAGGGAGAAAAAUUACCCUUGUGAGUCUUCUGACUCAUCCUUUUCAUCCUCAGGUAAGUUGGCUGGGUGUGUAAUCCAGGACAGAGACAUUGUUUUCAAGUAUUUUGUAGAAACUAAGGUUUCUUUGUGAUCCAGAGCCCACUCCUUGUUUUUUGAUCUUUUAUCUCCCACCCCCUUUUUGUCCUAUACUCCUGUCUCAUAAUGUCUUUCUCUCACUUAAAUCCCCUCCUCUAUUUGUAAUGUUAGUACCGCAUUCAAGAGGUGUCCCAUACAAAAAUCAAAGGCAGUCUUUUUUUGUUGAUGCCAAUUUAUUCUAAUAAUCAUACACAAGGCAGUGUUCAGACCAAAUAAUUGUAAAAAGACAUAUCUUGGUCACAUGACAUCUGAUCACCAUAUUAGUUUGACGACAGAAUGUCACCACAGCAGCCCAUACACCUGCGAAAAUAGGGGUGGGUGAGCAAAAUAGAAAAAAAAUAAAUAAAAAAACUAAGUAAAAACUGUCUGAAAACAAGUCAAAGUCUAGGAGGACAGAAGAAAAUAUGAAUAAAUUAGUCAAGGAGUAGAGAAUGGACAAAUAUAAUCCAAAGCCAGAACACCAGGAAUCACUAAUGAACAUAAACACACUCUUGGAUCACCACAGGGGAAAACCACGACAGGGCAAAGCAGAGUGGGCCUAAAUAGGAUUAGGAAGUCAGUGGGCAAGCCUGUGCAUCUUAAAGGGAUGUAGGAUUACAGUGACCAGUAAUGACACGGGUUGCUGGAACACAAGGCUAAAUGAUGCACAGGCAGUUAAGUCCUAAUUGGUGCCAGGACACUUCUUCUCUGUCUCUUCACAGCCUCCCUACCCUCGUGUCCCUUCACCUUCCUAUCAAUCUACACCUUUUACAUAUCACCUUGGGCAGACCUCCCCCCUUUAGUAUAGGUAUUCUCAUACCCAGACCAUGUGUAAAUGAAUUUAUCAUUAAAGGGAUAUUUCAAGUACCAUAAAAAACAUGGUUCCUGCAUACAUUAUGGUGCAAAGAAAUCCCCGAUGUUUGUGUCCCUGCUCACAGUGUCUUUAUACUGUAGAGCAGAUAUAAACUGAUUAUUGCUUCCUUUCGGUUAUAAAAAUCGAUAUUCAGCAUUUUACCGGUAAUUGGUAUAGGCCUUGUAAUUUACUGAUAAACGUACUCACCUCUCGCAGUCAUCACAUGGUGUCUAAUUUAUCAAAACGAUCUAGCCACCAGUAAAUGAAGCUCCACAUCAUGACCUUAUAUCAACCCUUUCUAAGAGUCCCCACAUGCGAAGCUGAAGACCGGGAGAAGAGACAGUUAAUAAUCUACAGCAGGCAUGUUAAACUCAAAGUCUAGCACGGGUCGCAAAAUGUGGGCCGCAAAAAAAAAAACAACUUUAAUUUUCAUAGAAACUUUUAUUUUGAAAAGUAUAGUAUAAAAAAAAAUAAAAAAAGCAUCCCCCUCUACUAAACCACAGCACCCUCCUCUAUUAAAUCCCAGUCCUCCCCCUCUACUAAAUCCCAGCACCCCCCUCUAGCCAACAAGCAGACUCCACUCACAUUGCCGCUGCCAGUAUGCGACUCCAGAGUCCGGCCUCUGGUAUACCCCAAAUGGCGCCCUGUGCCAAAGCGGAUCCUCCCUCUACUCUUGAAACCCUGUGAUGGUGGAGCACGUCGGUGUCACUUUGGAACGUGACGUGGCGUUGCGUGCCCCCGUGCACCUCCAGGUCCUCCACUGUCCAGCAGCGGCCAUCGCAACACUGACCGACACACACACACACACUCACUGACUGACUGAAACACACAGACAGACACACAUUUACACAUUCUUGCACACACUCACAUCAUUGUAUUUAUCCCUGGGGUCCAGAGGGGAUCUUCUAUCUGGAAAUCGCCUUCCUGCUGCUCAUUGCUUCCUCACGCGCGCAGUGUAGUGAUGCAGGAAUAUGACGUCUUAUUCCGGCAUCACUACAGACGGCACACGUGAGGGAGCAGGAAGACCGAGCUCCCUCGCUGCCGCCAGCGACCUCUUCUCCCUGGCCGGGUAAAUUUAGCAGAGAAGGCACCUGCAAUGUGGAAAAAGUUGGUGCCUACUCUGCUUUAUUCUAAGCAUGUACUUGUGGCUCGCUUGGCCGCAAAGAUGUCCCUUGUGGGCUGCAUGCGGCCUGCGAGUUUGACAUGCUUGAUCUACUGUAAUGAACUGGGCUGGUAACAGAGUGAAAAGGAGGUUGCUGUCAGCAAUCACACUCCUACCAGUAACAGCACUGUACACAUGCUGGAUGUCGCUGAUCCCAGCAUGUACUGUCUGCUUGAGAGUGAUAGGAGUGUGAUUGCUGUCAGCAUGUUCGGUUAAUACCAGAUUUGGGUAGAUAUUGUGCUACUUUUUCAAAACUUUAAAUGUACAGAAUAUCAGCACCAGUUAUCGGUAAUAGGCCCGAAAGUCAACAGAUAAUCGGUAUCGGUUUUGGAUCCCUAUUGCAGAGAUUUCCAAAAAUUAUACAUACACAUCACAAGAGGAAGCAAUGUAGGUUGUUUCGGUUUUGAACAAUGGAUCUAACCAUUAAAUAAAGUAGGCCAUUGCCUAACUUACCGAUAAACUUUUCCAUGCAACUGUUUCGGAUAUUGCUUAUUGUUUCUCUCUGUUUUUCCCUUUACCAGGCAGCAAUCUUCCAUCUUGGGAUAUCAGGGUGAACAAUGAAAAGAAGAAGCUAAUGGAAAAUAUUGAAUUGUACAAAGAAGAUAGACUGGACAGCACUGAUCUCUUUGAAUGCUAA
Molecule: messenger RNA, 46908 nt
Organism: Pelobates cultripes (western spadefoot toad)
Lineage: Eukaryota; Metazoa; Chordata; Amphibia; Anura; Pelobatidae
Source: the annotation of a GenBank genome assembly